UCUGCAAAAAGAAACACAGCCAUUUUUAGAUUCUCUCACAAACAAAGCACAGAAAAUCUGGUUAUAUUCUUACAAGGAGGUGGAUUCAGAACUGAUUUGGAUUACAAAUAACUUACAAUAAAGGAAUCACUUCGAAAAAAACAGAGAUGAAAACACAAGAUUCGCAGAAAAACAAAGGUGUCAGAUGGCAAGUAAUAUUUUCCUUCUUAUUUUCAUGGCUUUGUCAUUCAGUCUCUGGUGAGCUUCAUUAUUCUAUUGCUGAAGAAAUGAGAAAAGACUCUGUUAUAACUAAUAUUGCUAAAGACCUUGAAUUAGAUAUUAAGCAGCUCUCACUUAGAAAAUUUCGGAUUGUUUCUCAUGUUUCUGAGAAAUAUUUUUUAGUAAAUUUACAAAAUGGGAAUUUAUGCAUUAAAAACAGAAUUGAUAGAGAGUCACUGUGUGGAAGAGCAGCUCACUGCUUGCUAAAGUUUGAUGCAGUGGUUGAAAACCCCUUAAAUGUUACCCCUGUCACCAUUGAAAUUCAGGAUAUAAAUGAUAAUUCUCCAAUAUUUUAUCAUGAAUCCAUUUCAUUUGAAAUCGUUGAAACUAGCUCACCAGGAACACAUUUUAUUUUACAAAAUGCUGAAGAUCCAGACAUUGGCACUAAUUCUGUACAAACAUACAAGCUCAGUGAUAAUCAGCAUUUUACACUGAGUGAAAAGACCAGCACUGAUGGCAGUAAAAUUCCAGAACUUGUUUUAGAGAAACCUCUAGAUCGGGAGACACAAAGCAUUUAUGAAUUAAUUCUAACAGCACUGGAUGGAGGAAAUCCCAUUAGAUCUUGCAGUGUUCUUGUAAAAAUUGUAAUUGCUGAUGUCAAUGACAAUUUCCCUGUAUUUUCUCAGGAACUCUAUAAAGUGAGUAUAAGUGAAAAUAUUCCAGUUAACUUUACCCUGCUCCAUGUCAUUGCAACUGAUCAAGAUGAAGGUUAUAAUGCACAUCUCACAUAUUCUUUUAGAAAAACAUCUGACAAUGAAAUUUCUACUGCUAUGUUUAAAAUAAAUGCUACAAGUGGAGAAAUUAAAACGAACGGAAAAUUGGACUUUGAAGAUGUACAAAAUUAUGAACUAUCUAUACAAGCUAAGGAUGGUGGAGGGCUUGUGGCCCAUUCUAAGGUCUUAGUAGAAAUAAUAGAUGAAAAUGAUAAUGCCCCAGAGAUAUCCAUUUCCUCAUUAAAUACUCCCUUUCCUGAGGAUUCCAUGCCAGGAGCACUUAUAGCACUUAUUAUUGUUCAUGAUAAAGAUUCAGGAGAAAAUGGAGAAGUUGAAUGCCUUAUCACCGAGAAACUUCCUUUUCAGUUAAUAUUGUCAUCUAGCAAAUAUUACAAAAUUGUUUCAACAAACGCCAUGGACAGAGAGAAAGAAUCAUUUUAUAAUAUCACUGUUCAAGCAUCUGAUAGGGGAUCUCCUCCAUUUUUUACUACAAGAAUGAUCAGGUUGGAUAUAUCAGAUGUUAAUGACAAUUCUCCAAUAUUUCCAAAGUUAAUUUAUGUUGCAUAUGUACCAGAAAACAACUUACCAGGAGCCUCUAUUUUCAGUAUAAAUGCUUUGGAUUAUGACAUUGAAGAGAAUGCCAAGAUCAUUUAUUCAAUUUCCAGCACAAAUUCAGAAGAUAUCCCAGUGUCCUCUUAUCUUUCCAUUAAUAUAGAGACUGGAGUUCUCUAUGCUCAGCGAUCAUUUGAUUAUGAGCAACAAAAAGAGUUUCAAAUCCAAGUAACUGCUAAAGACAAUGGAUCCCCAUCACUGAGUAGUAAUACAACAUUAAUUAUACACAUAGUAGAUCAGAAUGAUAAUUCACCAAAAAUCUUGUAUCCAUCACCAGAAAAUGAUGGCAUUGGUUUGUUCGAGUUGGUUCCCUUUGCCUCUGUGGAAGGUUCUUUAAUAACUAAGGUUGUUGCAGUGGAUGCUGACUCAGGACAUAAUUCUUGGCUCUCUUAUCAUUUAAUGCAAGUGUCAGAACCAUCUCCCUUCAGCAUUAGCCAACACACUGGAGAAAUAAGGACAUCACAUGUCUUUGAACAGAAAGAUGUUCUUAAAUAUAAGCUGGUAUUUGCGGUGAAAGACAAUGGAGUCCCCUCACUGACAGCAACAACAACUCUAAGUGUUAUUAUUGCAGAUUCUUUCCAACAAGUGGCUCCCAAAUUUACUAGGCAACUCAAUGAUGAAGACUCUCUGCCUAACUUACAAAUGUAUUUAGUAAUUGCUUUAGCACUGAUUUCAUUUUUAUUUAUUUUAAGUGUUAUGUUAGUUAUCAUAUCAAAAUGUAAGCAAGCAAAAUCCCCUCCAGUCUUUGGAUCUUUCAGUACCAAUCUUUAUUCUCAAGUGGACCCUAGAAUGCUUUCUCAAUAUAACAAUGGAACUUUGACUUAUCCAUAUCCAUAUAAUGUGUGUGUGGCUUGGGAUUCAAGUGAAAGUGAAUUUACUUUUACAAAACCAAAGCAGGAUGUUCCUACAGACAACCUUAUGGAUGCCGAUGACUCAGGACUAGGAAAUGAAAAUUUGACUGAACCCUUAACUUCUUAUAGUCUUGAGAAGGUGAGUCAUUAUUAUUGGACCUAAAACAAUAGAGAUUGAUAUCAUACCUAUCCGGAUUUUUUAACCUGUUGUUUCUACACAACAUACGAUAUUUCUAAUAGAUUUAGAUCAUUUUUACCCCUUAGAGGAACAAUAUAGUCACCUAAAUUACUUUAGCUAAAUAAAGCAGUUUUAGUGUAUAGAUCAUUCCCCUGAAAUUUCAAUGCUCAAUUCACUGUCAUUUAGGAGUUAAAUCACUUUGUUUCUGUUUAUGCAGCCCUAGCCAAAUUAAAUAAUUGUAUCUCAAUCUCUAAAUUUUACUUUAAUCACAUAAAGGAGGCUCUUGCCGAGUUUAGCAAGCUAUUAACAUAGCGGGUGAUAAGAAAAUCUUAAUUAAACAGAACUUGCAAUAAAGAAAGCCUGAAAAGGGCUCUCUUUACAGGAAGUGUUUAUGGAAGGCUGUGCAAGUCACAUGCAGGGAGGUGUAACUAGGGUUCAUAAACAAAGGGAUUUAACUCCUAAAUGGCAGAGGAUUGAGCAGUGAGGCUGCAGGGGCAUGUUCUAUACACCAAAACUGCUUCAUUAAGCUAAAGUUGUUCAGGUGACUAUAGUGUCCCUUUAAGGACACAUGACAUGUGUGACAUGUCAUGAUUCACUUUUAUUCCAGAAGUUUGGUCCUUAAGGGGUUAAAUACAUAUGGUAAGGAGGCAUUGCAAAACAUCUCUUAAUGAUAGUUAGGGAUAUAAAAAAUAAAAACACUGUUAGAAGCAUAUGAUUCUAGCAGCCUAUAAGAACCUGGAAUUUUCUGAGCUGAGUUCAUUAGAUUUUAGCAAACAUGGAGGUGCAUAUAUUAUUUUCAAUACCUUAUUAUGGGCUCAAUUUAUUCUAUUUUGAUAAGCUUUUCAAAGUAUUUAAUAUUUUUGGGUACUCCUUUUAAAAUGAUUUAAUAUUUCGGAAAAAAAUUAAUAUUGUAAUAUUCUGGAUUUUGUUUUAUAUAUUUGUAAAUUUUUUACAUAUGAUUUUUUUUUAUCUUUAAAUAUGUUAACUUUUUUAAUAAAAGGUUUAUUGAAAAAUACUAAAUCUUUUUUAGCCUUAGUUUGAGGAAUAAACUCCAAAGCUUUCUAUUGUUGUGAAAAGUUAAUUUGUAAAGUAAUGCGUUCAUUGGUGACUGAUUCAAUUAAACACAAGUUUGUACAUAUCAAUUUUCUAAAUAAAAGUAACAGGCACACAAUUGGUAGUAAUUAUUACUUAACAAAAAAAGAAAAUUCCUCUUUUAAAGUAUAUAUUCUUUUAUAACUGAAAAUAAAUUAAUGUUACCUACACAUACCUGGAAAACCUGUAGAGCUAUGGAGCCCCUCAUACCAUUGGAUAUUGUCAUGAUAAAUAUAUAUUAAAAUCUUCUACUAAGAGACUACACUGUAGAAAGAUAAGUCUGCAGGUCGGCAAAAUAAGUAAAGCCAUUAAUUGCAUUCGAAGUUACACCACCAUGCCUCGAUGAAAACAUGAAACAUUUAAAGGAAAAUUCUAUUGUUAAAAAUAUACUUCUAAAAAAUUUUCAAAAUAUACUUCUAACCUUAAUGCGUUCUUUUAGAUUUUUACAUUAGGGGCUCUACCUAUUUAAAAUGAAAAAAGGGCAAAUAAUUAUUUAAAAUUAACUGUAUUCCAGCACUGAGACAGUCUUCUCUGAGUAGAUGCUACGCCCAUGGUUAGAUAAUCCUGAUUGAUGAUCCUAAUGCAGUUCAAUGUUUCUCAUAGAAAUGAAAAGGAAACUAUUGCACAUACAUCUGCCAUUGCAGCACUCCACCAAUUUGAUGCCUCUCAUAGCGAAAUACUGAAUCCAAUGCUUAUCUAUGAGCUACAUUCACAGCAUUUAUCUUCAACAUGAUGGGCCUGAUGAUGCAGAACAUGAAGUUAUUUGAUUUGUUUUUAAGAUCUCCAAUAAGGAAUUUAUAAGAGUUUUACCACUAGAAGCAUCUUUAAGACCACGUAUAAACAUUUCUAUGAGAUCACAAAGCUAUGCACCACCAAACUGUAGGGACAGGCUCUAUGUACUAAAACCACUCUUCCUUUAAACCAAUUGUCAAUUACUUUUCUACAACAAAUGUUAUAAAUGUUUUAGUUUUGCUUUAUUGUGGCAUAACAUGUUCAUCUUUUAAAACUACAAAACGUACCUUUUCUGUUUUACCUAUUUUUGCGAUGUAGUAGAGUACAUGUGGUAGUAGUGUAUAUGUAUUAUAUAUAAUAUUAGAUAUUAUAUGUAUUCUUUAAAUAAUUAUUACAAAUAAUUUCUUGCUCUAAUUAUAGCUGUUUUAUUUAAUGAGGAAUCCUUUCAUUUAGAUAUAUUGUCAUUUUUAAAAGUAUGCAAAGUUAAAGGGAUACUAUCAGCACCAAAACAAGGUUAGCUUAAUGAAGCAGUUUUAAUGUAUAGAUUGUGCCCCUGUAGUUUCAUUGCUUAGUUUUCUGCCAGGAGAGAAGUUAAAUCAACUUUGUUUCUGUUUAUGCAACCAUAUCCACACCUCCUCUGGCUGUGACUCACACAGCCUUCGUGGAAAAAUGGUUCCAGAUGUUACUUACUUUAGAAGUUUUUAUUUCCUGCUAUGUUGAUUGAAUUUUAAUCACACAUAGGAGGCUCAUGAGGGGUUUAGUAGGUCAUUAACAGAGCAGUAGAUACUAAAUUAUAACUUCAACAGACUGUGCGAUAAAGAGAGUCUAAACAUUAGAUAUCUCUUUACAGGAAGUGUAAUUUCUCUUAACUCUUACAUGUAAGAGAACUGAGUUGUGAGACUGCAUCAAUACUUAAAGCAAUAUAAAGUAAUAUUACUGAAAAGUAUGAAAGGUUUUGUUCCAGGUUGUUUUCAUUUUAAAGUUAGUGUACAGCAAAACAUUAUUAUUUUAAUACAACAUUUGUUAUAAUAAAUGUAACUUUAUUUGCCAUUACCAACUCAGUGGGACUUAUGAAAGCUUGGAUAGUGUUUCCAUUCAUAUUUUUUUCAUGUCUGAACCCACUGCCAAUUCCUUAAUGAAAUAUCACAAAAGCUUCUGUUUGAUUUUCUUGGUGAACCUGUGGAUAUAGUUGGAGGGAGAAAACCGGAAAGUUGGUCCAUUAAGAAAUUUCCUAUUUAAAAAAAAAAAAAAAUUUUCUAGGAGUAACAUUUUAUUUAUUUUAAAUUGUUUACAUAAUUAAUACAAAAGUAGAGAUGAGCUAUAGUUCAGAGUGAAGUUUAAAGAAAAUAUUCAUUUUUAUUUAGUUAUUUAUUUUAAUCUUUUUUUGUUUUUUCAGUAUUCAAUUGCAUAGACCCACUCCAUUUAGAUUGGAGUAAAAUAUAGAUGUAGAUUCAUAUAGGAUGCAUUGCUAAGCAUAGUGUCCUUAUCUUCUACCUAUCCCUACACUUUAUGCACUCUGCAGUUGAAAUCCUGAGCAAACCUAUGUUUGUAAGGUUAUUGGGCGAUUGGAUUUAUACAAUCUAGAGGUAGAGAUUUUUGCAGUGUAAGACUGGGAACAUCCAUGUCCUCACCACAAUUCACUAUAUUAUUCACUUAUAAAUAAAUAAGACUAACCAUUCCUACUUUCCCAAAGGGUAAUAUUUAGUUCCCUCCACCCUCUCUUGAUUAACGUUUAGAAGUGUGGACUUGGUAGUGUACAAAAUAGCUAUGAUUAUUAGAAUUCUUUACACAAAUCCUUAUAUUUGUCCCAUAAUGACAUUGUAUGUCAAAUUAAUAGAACAUUGAUAAAACAAUCAAAUCUCAAUACCAAACUCUAUAUCUAUAUAAAAGAUUAGCAAAAAAAACCAUGAUAUUCAUUUGUGAUUGAUAGACAUAUCAGAAAUACAUUGCAUAACAGUAUUUCCAUAAAUUAAACACAUUAUGCAAGGAUGCUAUACUUUAUAAAUAUCUUAUUUAGUGGCAAAUAUUCCUUCAAUUUUUUGUCUUGUUCAUUUAACCUUAUUGUAAGUAUAUAAGUUAUAGCCUUACUAUAACAAAAGCAAAUAAAUAGGGAAAAAAAUUAAAUUAAAAACAUCAGACACUAUCUAAUUAAUUAAUAACAUGCUUAUUUGUGCCUAUAUAUUAAUGGCUCUAAAUAAUUGGCCCUAAUCAAUCUUUUGCAAGAAUGAUUAGGAAGACUUUCUAGUUUAUCCUUUUAUGACUAUACUGUGGAUUUCAUUAUACAUGUGAUGGAAAUCAUUGUAUUGUUUCAUAUUAUAGAUAAAAAACAUUAUUCACUUUGCAUUUUACUUAACUGAACAAAGUCUACAUUACAUCUAUUCUAUAUCUUAAAUAUAUAUAUAUGACUACAUAGAAAACCUUCUCGGUCGUGCAGUUCCACAUUUAUACCUCUGAGCGCCGCUGUUUGACCAAUAAGGAGAAGAAUACAGAGCUGGAGAUCCACUGAUAUUUCCAUCACUAACACACACUGCAGAUCUGCAAGAAGGAAUGCAGCCAUUUUUGCACUCUGCUACAGACAGAGCACAUAAUCUUUGGUUAUUCCACGGUAAAGAAGUAAAUUUAGCACUGGAUAUUGUUUCAACUGGAUUUACCUUUGCAAGAGAUAAUAUCACUUUGAAGAUACCAAAAAUGAAACUCCAGGAUAAACAAAAACACAAAGGAAUCAAUUGGCAAGUAAUAUUUUCCUUCUUAUUUUCAUGGAUUUGUCAUUCAGUAUCUGCCCAGCUUCAUUAUUCCAUUGAUGAAGAAAUUAGAAAAGACUCUGUUAUUGCUAAUAUUGCAAAAGACCUUGAUUUAGAUAUUAAGCAGCUCUCACUUAGAAAAUUUCGUAUUGUUUCCCAUGUUUCUGAGAAAUAUUUUUUUGCUAAUUUACAAAAUGGAAAUUUAUAUGUUAAAGACAGGAUAGAUAGAGAGACAUUGUGUGGGACAGCAGCUACCUGCUUACUAACCUUUGAUGCAGUGAUUGAAAAUACUUUAAAUGUUUUUCCUGUCACCAUUGAAAUUCAGGAUAUAAAUGAUAAUUCUCCAAAAUUUUAUCAUGAAACCAUUUCAUUUGAAAUUGUUGAAACUAGCUCACCGGGAACACAUUUUAUUUUGCAAAAUGCAGAAGAUCCAGAUAUUGGGAUUAAUUCUGUACAAACAUACAAGCUCAGUCAUAAUCAGCAUUUUACACUGAGUGAAAAGACCAGCACUGAUGGAAGUGUGUCUCCAGAACUUGUGCUAGAGAAACCUUUAGAUCGGGAGACACAAAAUAUUCAUGAAUUAAUUUUAACCGCACUGGAUGGCGGGAAUCCCAUUAGAUCUGGAACUGCACUAAUCAGGAUUAUUGUUACUGAUGGAAAUGAUAAUUUUCCUAUAUUUACAGAAGAGGUUUAUAAAGUAAGUGUAAGUGAAAAUACUCCAGCUAACUAUACUCUGCUUCAUGUCACUGCAACUGAUCAAGAUGAAGGUUCUAAUGCACAGAUCACAUAUUCCUUUAGAAAAACAUCUGGAAAUGAGCUUUCUACUGCAAUGUUUAGCAUUAAUUCUACAAAUGGUGAAAUAAAAACAAAUCAAAAAUUGGAUUUUGAAACAGUAAGAAAUUAUGAAAUGUCUAUACAAGCAAAAGAUGGUGGUGGGCUAUUGGCCCAUUCCAAGGUCUUAGUAGAAAUAAUAGAUGAAAAUGAUAAUGCACCUGAUAUUUCCAUUACCUCAUUAAAUUCUCCUAUUCCUGAGGAUUCCCCACCAGGCACAAUGAUUGUGCUGAUUAAAGUUCAUGAUCAAGAUUCAGAUGAAAAUGGAGAAGUUGACUGUCAAAUCGUAGGGAAUAUUCCAUUUCAGUUUAUAUUGUCAACAAGUAAAUACUUCAAAAUUGUUACAACAAAAGUCAUGGACAGAGAAAAAGAAUCAUUUUAUAAUAUCACAGUUAAAGCAUCUGAUAGGGGAUCUCCUCCACUUUCCACUAUCAGAACUAUCAGGUUGGAUAUAUCAGACAUUAAUGACAAUCCUCCAGUAUUUACAAAAUCUACUUAUGUUGCAUAUGUACCAGAAAACAAUUUACCAGGGGCCUCAAUUUACAGUAUACAUGCCUUGGAUUUUGACAUUGAAGAAAAUGCCAAGAUUAUUUAUUCACUUUCCAGCACAUACACUGAAGAUAUCCCAGUAUCUUCUUAUCUUUCCAUUAAUGUAGAGACUGGAGUUCUCUAUGCUCAGCGAUCAUUUGAUUAUGAGCAGCACAAAGAGUUUCAACUCCAAAUAACUGCUAAAGACAAUGGAUCUCCAUCUCUGAGCAGUAAUACAACAUUAAUUAUUCAUAUAGUCGAUCAAAAUGAUAAUUCACCAAGGAUUUUAUACCCAUCAACAGAAAACGAUGGUUCAACUACAUUUGAGAUUGUUUCAUUUAAUUCUGAAGAAGGUUCUUUAAUAACUAAGGUGGUUGCCGUAGAUGCUGACUCAGGACAUAAUGCUUGGCUCUCUUAUCAUUUCAUGCAAGUGUCAGAACCUUCUCCCUUCAGCAUUAUUCAGCACACAGGAGAAAUAAGGACAUUGCGUGUCUUUGAAAAGAAAGACGUUCUUAAGUAUAAGCUGGUAGUUAUUGUGAAAGACAAUGGAGUCCCCUCACUGACAGCAACAACAACUUUAAGUAUAAUUGUUGCAGAUUCUUUCCAACAAGUGGUUCCCAAAUUCACUAGUGAACUUAGUGAUGAUGAUUCUCCACCUAACUUACAAAUGUAUUUAGUGAUUGCUUUAGCACUGAUUUCAUUUUUAUUUAUUUUAAGUGUUAUGUUAGUUAUCAUUUCCAAAUGUAAGCAAUCAAAAUCCCCUUCAACCUUUGGAUCUCUCAGUACCAAUCUGUAUUCUCAAGUAGAUCCCAGAUUUCUUUCCCAAUAUAACAAUGGAACUUUACCUCUGCCAUACUCAUAUAAUGUAUGUGUGGCUUUGGAUUCAAGUGAAAGUGACUUUACUUUUAUAAAACCGAAGCAAGAUGUCCCCACAGACAAUCUUAUCGAUGCUGAUGAUUCAGGACUAGGAAAUGAAAAUGAGGCAGAAACGAUGUCCUCUAAUAAUCUAGUGAAGGUGAGUGGUAAUUUUUAGGAGUAAAAUAAUAAAACCUGAUAUUUUGAUUUCUCUGCUUUGCUGUUCUUAUGAUGUAUUCAGUGUAAUACCUGUUUAUUUACACAGCAAACGUAAUUUUGUUUAAAAAAAAGAAAACUCUCCAUAAAGAAAUUUUAAUACUAUAUUUCACAGAGAUCUCAGGUGGUAGCAAUUGUAUGUACCACUUUCUGGGACCUCUGAAUUGACAAUAAACAUGAACAUACCAAGACACAGGUACUUAACCAAUAUCUAUAGAAAUAUCAUAUUCAACAAAAUAAAAAAACAAUCUGCUUAAUUUUAGGACAUAUAAUUUAUUGCCCACAUUCUAGUCAUUGAUUUAAGGAUGUAGUCUUUAGAUUGAUAGCUGUAUUGUAAAAACAAUCUAAUAUUAACUAUUUAUAGUAAAUAGCCAAAGAAAAAUUACUGAAAAACAUGCAACUUCUUAUUUCAGGUUAUUUUUCCUUUUAGAUAUAAUGUUAAUUUUGAACUACGUUUUGCAUACAAGGAAGUUAAUUGUGUUGACCCAACACCCCUCACACGUACUCAGUGUCACAGUAGAUAUCUAUACUUCUCAUUACCCACACAAUCACCUGAAUGGUUGGUACACAAACAGGUAACAAACAGGUAGGCUACAAAGGUCGGCAACAAAACGCAAAUUGUAAGUCGCACUCACCAAACCUAAUAUCUGGUGAUUUGGAGAAUCUCACCAUUUCUGCUAAUGUGGCAAGCAAUUAUGUUUAACUAUAAUUAGUUUUCCAAUCUUUAGCAAUAAUUAUGCAUUUUGUUAAGAAAAUAAACGGGAGGCAUGUAGUGUCCUGUCUUGUUUUUUCUUGUUUUAUCCUUUAGGAAUCAUGCUAGUGAUUAUAAUUGUGCUUAUAGAAAGUAACUCAACUUUUUGUAAAUGUUUUAAUUUACUACCAGCUAUUACCUGUUUGAACCUAGACAGCUCAUGAUCUACUGUAACUUUUGAACCUGUUACGCUUUCUUUACAUGUGAUAAUCAGAUCAUAGGUGCUGAUUUACUAUUUAUAACAUAAUAUUUAGUAUAUUGUAGUGUAUACACAGUGAAAUUGCAUUUAUACCAUGUGUUACAUAUGAUUCUUUAGACAAUAACUCAUUGCAACACAGAUAACUUUGAUUUUGGUAAUUAGUUUUCAGAUUUCUGUGUGUUUUAACUUGAUUUGCAAUAUUUACAUAGCAAAUAAGCUAUCAACUAUAUUACUGAGGCAGCAUUAAACCAUACCUCCUAACAUUGGGAGAUAAGUAAUCAGGACAGGUGGGUGGGCCUUCUAGGAGGUGGCACUAGUGAUAAAACUUGUGCUUCUAUCGACAUCUACAAUAGAUGGGCCUACAUGUCAGCCUGGUGCCAAGCAUGCCAGGAUGUCAGAAAACCUCCUGACCAGCCUUCUACUUGUAAGACCAUGCAAAGAGUGCUAGUGAAGCACUUUCUGCAUACAGCUCAGUGCAAGCAUGCCUAAUAAUGCACUUGCACUGUGCUGCUCAAGGACAGUUCCUUGGUAUCUCUGGAUGCAGGAAACCAGGGAAGUAUUUUGGAUGGUGGAACAUGACCCUGAAAUUGGGACUGUCCCUCUGAAAACAGGGCUGUUAGUAGCCCUGCUAAACUAAAUAACAUCAAACCACCUUUAAGUAUUGUGCAUUCCUAUACACAAUGACCGGAUAAGGCUAACAAGCACAAUAUAUAUGUCACACAACCUUGGAGAUGUCUGAUCAGCAGCAGAGCAGAAAGCAGCGAGAACUGGACCUAAGAGUUGCACAUUGUAAACCUGAGUAGGUUUGUCUCUAUAAAGAAAAGGCAUAUGGUAAGGAAGGUGGCAAUUCAUGAUAUAAACUAAGGCUGGUCAGAUACAUGUGCUUUAACCCCUUAAGGACACGUGACAUGUCAUGAUUCCCUUUUAUUCCAGAAGUUUGGUCCUUAAGGGGUUAAAAUAUAGGAAAGUAUUAACAGCAAUGUCAUCACAAGCAGGCAUAGGAUUUAGAAUGUAAAUGUUUCUUAUCAUGUCAAGCUAAUAAAUACAAAUUGGUGUCACAUUUAAUGUAUUUUGAUGCGAGUGUAUAAAUUCACCUGGAGAUCUUUCUCCACUAGUAUAGCAAACUAGAUAUAGACACUAGCAGAAAUCAUUUUGGCAUAUUUUUUCUCUGAUGAGUAAGUUUUCACAUGCCAAGCUCUAGUAAACCAAGCCCUAAAUAUUUAACCUAAAACAGGCACCCUUUUAUUUAAUGUGAGUGUGCCUUGUUCUAAUUAUAUAUUAACCAAAUCCCAGUUUAUUGCAACAUAUUUCAGUUGUUAUUUAUGUAUCCUGUGAGAAUAUAUCAUUUCUAAUUCAGAAUGGUAUGAUGGUAGAUCGUUACAUUAUUGUUUAAAUCCCUUUACAAGUGCAAGUGUAUGUUAUCAAAAAAUUUGUAAUUAAAUAUGCAAAUCAGAAAUAUGAAAAAAAACUAUUUUUUAUGUACUUUGUAAAGAAAAUAUAUGGGACUCAUGCAGAGUACCCUGUAAUAUUAUAUCCUGUUUUAACCUUCAGGAAUCAUACUAGUGACUAUAUUUAUGUUCCUGUGAUAAUUAGUAGAGAAAAUGUUAGAUACAGCAGAAACUAAUGUAAUUUUACACUUUACUACGAGCUCUGAUAUGUUUGAACCUAGUCGGUUAUCCAGAUUUAACUACUUUGACAAUUGAACCUGUGAUACUUUCUUGGUAUGUGCUUAUCAGAUCAUAGUUCCUGAUUUACUAUUUACUAUUGUUUAUGUUUUUCUGGCAUGUUUACACUAAAUAUGUAGAACAUAUUACAAUUGUAAAGAAUGCUAAAUGCUUUUUGACUUCAUUAAUGAGAAAAAAGAUUAAAAUAUUCCUGAUAUUCAGAAGUUAACCAGUUAAGCUAUACCUUUGCUUGAUGCCAAGCUCGGAAGUGCUCAGCUCGAGAUGCUCGAUAGCAAACAUAGUACUUUCAGUUUAAUUCAGUUGAAGGAUGAAAAACAUUGCAUGUUAAUUUAACACAAAGCUGACAAAAUGGGCAAAUAUCAAUACCUCGCUUUGUUUCUAGAGUAUUUUUUUACAUGACAUUUAAAUUUACUGACAUUUUUAAAUGUCAGGAAAUAAUGUUCUGUAAACGUGUCUAUAUUUAAUGACUGUAUUAUAUCAGGUUUUUGAAAUUCCAUUAUUAUGUUACCUGGAACUCUCUUUACCUUUGGUUUCAAUUUUAUUGUGUGUGAGUGUGGACAUAUAAAGGGGAAAGCUAAAGCAAAAAUGCAAUGUGUUGUGUAAAUUUGAAAAUUUUGCCAAAAUAAAAUGAAAAAAAUUGCUAGUGGCAUGUAUACUUUAUAUAUAUAUAUAUAUUGUAUAUAUUUCUUUAAGCUGUAGUCAGUACCUUAUAGAACAUAGUGUUUGGUGAAAAUAGAGUGUUGUUUUUGCUUGAGAGCAGAUACUUAAACAUUUCCAAUUAGAACUAUGGAUUCUUAUUGGUUUUAUAAGCACAGUACAGUAUAUAACAUUUAACCAGUAUGACACUUAGAAAAGAACAUAUACAAUAUUUUGUUAGUUUUGUCAGAAAUAUCAGUUAACUCCAAAGUUGAAGUCUAAUAUUACAUAACAACGUAGUCAUAAGGGAAGAAAAAGAAGAAGAACAAAAUGAGAAAAGCAUUAUCUAUUAUUAUUUAUUAUUAAUGUAUAAAUGUGGCUAGAGGAGAAUAAAGUAGAUGAGACUCCUCAUGAGUAAAGAAGUAAAGAGAACCUUUAUUUUUUGCUUAUUUAAAGUUAACAUGCCUUAAACCAUUGUCAGUUUUUUUUUAAAAAAAACACAAAGAGUUUUUGGACAUAUGCACCAUACAUAGCGCCUUUCAAUGAAGAGGUACAAGUUUACCCCAAUCAAUGGGGCAUCUCCUUCAUCUAUGAAGCAUAUGCUCUGGCCCCACAGUUCAAUCAACAGGAAGUCAUCUUUAUAUUUUUGAAGCUUCAACCGUGUAUUGUUAAAAAAGAGCCACUAUUAACCUAGUAACUAGGUAAAUAUACUUUGCAAGUCUCAUGUUCCAUGACAAAUAUGAAGUAUUUAAUGAGCAUACAAUAUAGAUAAGUUAGCAGGCAAUAUAAGCAAACCAAUUCAUUGUAUAGGAAUUGGAAUAUGUAUUACUCACUGAUUAAUCUUUCCAUACUGCAGAAUCUGUUGAUUCCAUGUUUCAUUUUAUAUUUUUUUUUCAGGAAUUAAUUUACUAAUUAGUCCUUUACUAAAUAUACUAAAAAAUACCUGCUGGAUUUAUAGGAUUUGCUCAGGGUCCCAAUGGUUUAGUAUUGUGCUGUUAGGUUAAAGAAAAGUAUAGGAGUUGAUGUAAAAAGUAUCACCAGGCCAUAAUUUUAUUUCAUUUGCAUGUAUGACUUUGUAGUCCAACCUUUAGUAAGUUAUGCAACAUCUUUAAACAGUUAUCUAGACAUUUUCCCUACUAAUAAAUACUGUCUAAUGUGGUGGUAGAACAUGUUGGAUUUUUAUCAUGUAGUUUACUGCAAAUAUAUUGCAAUUUUUUACAUUUUUCCCUGCAUUUCCCACCUAUUAUUGCUACUCAAAGUCGGAUGGUUAAUAUUGAAGUUCACUUCUGCCUUAUUUAUGCCAUAAAAGAGUGGCAUGCUGGGAGUUCAAUGGUUUUCGUCAAAUUAUUUUAAAAUUGUUUGAGAAAUGAAAUGGAAUGAAUAACGUUUCUGAAAAUGUUACUGGAACAAGAUGUCUUGCUUUCCACAGUUAAACUUUUGUUCUCUUCACCCUCUUUUUGAUGUUCUGGGAAUGGGAUCAUGCUUAAAAGACUCAUUGAUUAUUAGGAUUAUCUGUAUUAAUCUUUUCAUUUUCAACUUAUCCAGUUGGUCAAGUUGACAGUCAAACAUCAACAACCAACUCUGUAUCUAGCUAAAAAGUGACAUAGUGUUCUUUGCAGGUAGAAGAGAACUAUUAAGUCACCACAUUCACAAUAAUAUGUUGUUUAGUAUUAGAUAGCCCCUUCCAUGGUUGCCACUUUGUCUCACUUAUGUUUAUUUUAGAUGCUACAUUGCUGCUUUCCAAGUAUAUAGUAUUAGACAUUGCUUUCCAAGUAUAUAGUAUUAGACAUUUGUGGAAAUUAUGAGACUCUAUUUUUCUCUUAAGACUAAACAAAAAAUGUCACUAUAUAUCUGAAGAAAUACAUAGCUGUGUUUUAUCUAAAUGUAAAAAUACUAAUUAGUGCUUCUUUUAAACUAAGCAUAGGUUGCAUUACAUUUAUAAAGUCUAAAAAUUAACUUUGGCUGCAUAGAAAAACUCUCAGUCAUGCAGUUCUCCAUUUAUACCUCUGAGCGCCGCUGUUUGACCAAUAAGGAGAAGAAUACAGAGCUGGAGAUCCACUGAUAUUUCCAUCACUAACACACACUGCAGAUCUGCAAGAAGAAACACAGCCAUUUUUGGAUUCUCUCACUUACAGAGCACAGAAAAUCUGAUUAUAUUCUUCUGAGGAGAUGGAUUCAGCACUUAGAAUAAAAAUAACUUUAAAUAAAGGAAUAACUUUCAAGAUAGCAGAGAUGAAAACACAAGAUUUACAAAGAAACCAAGGAAUCAGAUGGCAAGUAAUAUUUUUCUUCUUAUUUUCAUGGCUUUGUCUUUCAGUAUCUGCCCAGCUUCAUUAUUCCAUUGCUGAAGAAAUGAGAAAAGAUUCUGUUAUAGGAAAUAUUGCAAAAGACCUUGGAUUAGAUAUUAAGCAGCUCUCAUUUAGAAAAUUUCGGAUUGUCUCUCGUGUUUCUGAAAAAUAUUUUUUUGCUAAUUUACAAAAUGGGAAUUUAUACAUUAAAAACAAGAUAGAUAGGGAGACACUGUGGGGAAGAGCAGCUCCCUGCUUACUAACCUUUGAUGCAGUGGUUGAAAAUCCUUUAAAUGUUUUUCCUGUAACCAUUGAAAUUCAGGAUAUAAAUGAUAAUUCUCCAAAAUUUUAUCAUGAAACCAUUUCUUUAGAAAUCAUUGAAUUUACUUUAACAGGAACACAUUUUAUGUUGCAAAAUGCAGAAGAUCCUGAUAUUGGAAUUAAUUCUGUACAAACAUACAAGCUCAGUGAUAAUCAGCAUUUUACACUGAGUGAAAAGACCAGCACUGAUGGCAGUAAAAUUCCAGAACUUGUUUUAGCAAAACCUUUAGAUCGAGAGACACAAAAUGUUCAUGAAAUAAUUUUAACUGCACUGGAUGGAGGGAAUCCUAUUAGAUCUGGAACUGCUCUGAUCAAGAUUAUUAUUACUGAUGGAAAUGAUAAUUUUCCUGCAUUUACGGAAGAAGUCUAUAAGGUGAGUGUAAGUGAAAAUACUGCCAUUAACUUUACACUGAUUCACGUCACUGCAACUGAUCAGGAUGAAGGUUCUAAUGCACAGAUCAUAUAUUCCUUUAGAAAAACAUCUGACAAUGACAUUUCUACUGCCCUGUUUAGUAUUAAUGCUACAAGUGGAGAAAUUAAAACCAAAAGAAAAUUGGAUUUUGAAGAUGUACAAAAUUAUGAACUGUCGAUUCAAGCAAAGGAUGGUGGUGGGCUUGUGGCCUAUUCUAAGGUUUUAAUAGAAAUAAUAGAUGAAAAUGAUAAUGCCCCAGAGAUAUCUAUUACCUCUUUAACUUCACCUAUUCCUGAGGAUUCCCCACAAGGUACACUCAUAGCACUGAUUGAAGUUCAUGACCAAGAUUCAGGAGAAAAUGGAGAGGUUGCCUGUCAAAUCAUAGAGAAUAUACAUUUUCAGUUAAUAUUGUCAUCGAGUAAAUACUACAAAAUUGUUACAACAAAAGUCAUGGACAGAGAGACAGAAUCAUAUUAUAAUAUCACAGUUCAAGCAUCUGAUAGGGGAUCUCCUCCACUUUCCACUACAAGAACUAUUAGGUUGGAUAUAUCAGAUAUUAAUGACAAUCCUCCAGUAUUUACAAAAUCUACUUAUGUUGCAUAUGUACCAGAAAACAAUUUACCAGGGGCCUCAAUUUACAGUAUACAUGCCUUGGAUUUUGACGUUGAUGAGAAUGCCAAAAUUAUUUAUUCAAUAUCCAGCACAUACACGGAAGAUAUCCCAGUAUCUUCUUAUCUUUCCAUUAAUAUAGAGACUGGAGUUCUCUAUGCUCAGCGAUCAUUUGAUUAUGAGCAACACAAGGAGUUUGAAAUACUAGUAACUGCUAAAGACAAUGGAUCCCCAUCUCUGAGUAGUAAUACAACAUUAAUUAUUCAUAUAGUCGAUCAAAAUGAUAAUUCACCAAGAAUUUUAUACCCAUCAACAGAAAACGAUGGUUCAACUAUGUUUGAGAUUGUUUCAUUUUCUUCUGAAGAAGGUUAUUUAAUAACAAAGGUAGUUGCAGUGGAUGCUGACUCAGGACAUAAUGCUUGGCUCUCCUAUCAUUUCAUGCAAGUGUCAGAACCACUUCCGUUCAGUAUUAGUCAGCAUACGGGAGAAAUAAGAACAUCAAAUUUCUUUGAACAGAAAGAUAUUCUUAAAUAUAAGCUGGUAGUUAUUGUGAAAGACAAUGGAGUCCCCUCACUGACAGCAACAACAACCUUAAGUAUAAUUGUUGCAGAUUCUUUCCAACAAGUGGUUCCCAAAUUCACUAGUGAACUUAGUGAUGAUGAUUCUCCACCUAAUUUACAAAUGUAUUUAGUUAUUGCUUUAGCAUUGAUUUCAUUCUUAUUUAUUUUAAGUGUUAUGUUAGUUAUCAUAUCCAAAUGUAAGCAAUCACCUUCCCCUGCAGCCUUUGGAACUCUCAGUACCAAUCUUUAUUCUCAAGUGGAUCCCAGAUAUCUUUCCCAAUAUAACAAUGGAACUUUACCUCUGCCAUACUCAUACAAUGUGUGUGUUGCUCUGGAUUCAAGUGAAAGUGACUUUACUUUCAUAAAACCAAAGCAGGAUGUCCCCACAGAAAAUCUUAUCGAUGCUGAUGAUUCAGGACUUGGAAAUGAAAAUGAGGCAGAAACCUUGAUGUCUAACAAUCUUGUAAAGGUGAGUGGUAAUUUUAAGGACUAAAAUAGGAAAAGCUAAUAUUUAGAUUUCCCUGCUAUUUUUAUUAUGUAUUUCUUGUGUAAUACCUGUUUAUAUACACAGCCAAUGUAAUUUUGGUUUAAAAAAAAAAAGCCAUGGUAUAUGCCGUUCGUACCACUUUCUGGGAUCUCUGACUUGACAAAAAAAAAAAACAUAAACAUAUCCAGAAACAGGUACUUAAACAAUAUGGACAGAGGUGGCAAGUGGUGUCCUUCAGGGGUCUGUUCUGGGACCUCUUCUAUUUAACAUGUUUAUAAAUGAUCUUGAAGACAGCAUUGAAAGUCAUGUUUCAGUGUUUGCACAUGACCCAAAACUUUGUAAAAUAAUACAAUGUGAGCAAGAUAUUACUUUGCUUCAGAGGGAUUUAGAUAGACUGGGGACUGGGCACUCAAAUGGCAGAUGAAAUUUAAUGUUGAAAAAUGCAAAGUUAUGCACUUCGGCGUAAAGAAUACACAAGCAACGUAUACACUUAAUGGAAGCAAAUUAGGGAUAACAACACAUGAAAAGGACUUGGGAAUUGUUAUAGACAACAAACUAUGCAACAAUGUGCAAUGUCAAUCAGCAGUGGCCAAGGCCAGUAAGGUAUUGUGAUGCAUGAAAAAGGGCAUUCAUUCUCAGGACGAGAAUAUCAUUUUGCCUCUUUAUAAAUCACUGGUAAGAUCACAUAUUGAAUAUGCUGUGCAAUUUUGGGCACCUGUUCUAAAGAAGGAUAUUAUGGCACUAGAAAAAGUUCAGAGGCGGGCUACAAAAUUAAUAAAAUGUAAACCUAUUUAGUUUAGAAAAACGUCGCCUGAGAGGGGAUAUGAUAACAUUCUCCAAAUAUAUUCGGGGCCAAUACAAACUAUUGUAUGGAAAUCUAUUCACAAACCGGACUUUACAUAGGACACGAGGCCAUGCGUUUAGACUGGAAGAAAGAAAAUUUUGUCUAAGGCAAAGGAAAGGUUUUUUUAUUGUAAGAACAAUCAGGAUGUGGAAUUCUCUGCCUGAAGAAGUGGUUUUAUCAGAAUCCAUACAGUUAUUCAAACAGCUACUAGAUGCAUACUUGCAAAAACAGAAUAUUCAAGGAUAUAAUCUUUCAAUGUAGGGUAAUAACUGCUUGAUCCAAGGAUAAAUCUGACUGCCAUUCUGGGGCCAAGAAGGAAUUUUUUUCCUAGCUUGUUGUAAAAUUGUGCUUUAAACUGGGUUUUUUUGCCUUCUUUUGGAUCAACAGCACAAAACAAAUGUGAGGAAGGCUGAACUUGAUGGACGCAAGUCUCUUUUCAGCUAUGUAACUAUGUAACUAUGUAAUAUCUAUAGAAAUAUCCUGGUAAACAAAAUGAGAAACAUGCUACUUAAGUUUAGGACAUAUAAUGUAUUGACAGCAUUUUAGUCGUUGACUUAAGGAUGUAGCCUUUAGAGUGAUAGCUGUAUUGUAAAAAUAUUCUAAUAUUAAGUAUUUAUAGUAAAUAGCCAAAGACAAAAUAAUGAAAACCAUACAAGUUCUUUUUUAAGGUUAUUUUUCCUUUUAAAUAUAAUGUUUCAUUUUGUACUACGUUUUCUAUUGUAUGUAUGUAUGUAUGUAUUGGUAAGGAAACGGAUUUAAUGCCAUGUAAUACAGCAGGUAUAAGCAGGUAUAAGCCCUCACACUCACUCAAUGUCACAGGAGAUAUCUAUGCUUCACAUUGCCCAUACAAUCACCUGAAUGGUGAGUACACAAACAAACUGUGAAUGAUAGGCAACAAAACACAAUUUGUAAGCCAAAAUCACUAAACAGAAAAUGCAGCUUACUUGGAUAAUCUCUUGAUUUCUGCUAAUGUGGCAAGCAAUUAUAUUUUACUAUAAUUAGUUUUCCAAUCUUUAGCAAGAAUUAUGCAUUUUGUAAAGAAAAUAUAUGGGAGGUAUGUAGAGUGUCUUGUCUUUUUUUUUCUUCUUGUUUUAUCCUUCAGGAAUCAAGCUAAUGAUUGUAAUUGUGCUUAUAGUACAGAAUAUGUGUGCAGCAAAGAUGGCAACUCAGUAGAAACUCACCUUUUUGGACAAGUUUCAAUUUACUACUAGCUCUUAUCUGUUUGAACCUAGACAGCUGAUGAUCUACCGUAACCUUUGGACUUGUUACACUUUGUUUACAUGUGUUUGUCAGAUCUUAGGUGCUGAUUUACUAUUUCUAAUGUAAUAUUCAGUAUAGUAUAGUGUAUAAACAGUCAAAUAGCAUUGAUACCAUGUGUUAUAUAUGAUUCAUUAGACAACAACUCAUUGCAACACCGAUAACUUUAAUUUUGGUAAUCAUUUUUCAAAUUGCUGUGCGUUAACUUGAUUUAAAUUGUUUUUUUCAGUUGGGAUUUUGCUGUUACUUAUUUAGUACAUGCAUGAAUAUUUAGAUGAUUGGUCAGUAGAAAGUACUGCUACUACUUUGAUUUAAUCAACUUUCUGUGUAGAACACAGUGGCAAUAUUUAUAUGCACUUAUUAAUAUUGAUAUUGGUUACCACUCACCCACACAGAAUAUAUCUAACACAAGAAAGGUUUGCACACUAUACUAAACAUGUAUUUGGAAAGUUCACAUAUUAUACUGAAGUAACAAAACACAUGUAUAUAUAAUAUUUACAUUACAUAUAAGCAAUCAACCAUAUUACUGAGGCAGCAUUAAACCAUACCUAACAAACCAUAACAUUGAGAUAAGUAAUCAGGACAUGUGGAUGGGCCUUCUAGGCGGUGGCAGCAGUGAUGAAACUCGUGUCACUGUCAACACCUACCAUGCAUGGGCCCGUCCACUUAAGUGGGUAUGUCAGCCUGGUGCCUCUUGACUAGCCUCCUAUUUGUAAGACCACGCAAAGAGUGCUACGGAAGCGAUUUCUGCAUGGUCCUAAUGCACGCUACACAGUGCAAGAGUGUCUAAUGAUGCACAAAUCUGCUCAAGGACAGUUCCUUGAUAUCUCUGGAUGCAGGAAACCAGUGAACUUUUCUGGAUGGUGGAACAUGACCCUGAAAUUGGAACUGUCCCACCGAAAGCAUGACUGUUAGGACUCCUGCUAAACUAAAUAGUAUGUUGUAUUCCUAUUUACAAUGGAUAAAUAAGGCUAGCAAGGCCCAGUGUAUACGUACGGUCACACAACCUGGGGCAGGAUGGAGAUGUCUGAUCAGUAGCAGAGCAGGAAGCAGAGAGAACUGAACCUAAAUGUUUCACAUUGUUAACCUGAGUAGGUGCAAAACCAUGCAGUUGGCCUGGACUCUCAAAUUUAAAUUAAUGAAACCAAGGGGCUGCAUAAAAAUGCUGGAUCUUAUGUGUCGUAUGAAUUGCCCCCAGCAGCACCCUAUAAUGUAUGCAUUUUUAGGUAAGUGUAGCCCCUUGGUUUCAUAUUUUUAUAUUUUCAAGUCCAGGGCAACUCCCCAAUUUUGCACCCCUCCCUAUUACAGGUGCCUAAUUCAAAGGCCCUAUUUAACCUUGACCUACCGAGAGUCCCAGGAAGAACAUUUUCCCAAAUAAGUGGAUUAAUCUCAUAAGAGCCUGCAUUAGGUUGCUAGAGUAGAACCGGCCAAGAAUGGAAUACAUUAACAUUGUGGCAGGCUUAUGCUAUGUAUCAUCAUAUACUGUAACUAAACCUCCAUUAUUUUUUGUCUAGGUAAGGUGUUUUUAAAUAAAGCUACUAAAUUCUGUGAGACUUGAAAUUGCUGUUUAGUGCAUGAGCAAGUGUGCUGGAUCUUGUAUGUUAUAUAUAUAUAUAUUUUAUAUACAGUUGUGCUCAAAGGUUUGCAUACCCUUUGGGAAUUGGUAAUGUACCAUUUUUAAAGAAAACAUGAGUGAGCAGGCAAAACACAUUUCUUUUAUUUUUUUAUGGGAUUCAUAUUCAAUUGUAGGUUAUAAAAGAAUGGCACAAUCAUAAAACAAAACAUGGCAACAAAGAAAAAAAUUAAAUGACCCUUGUUCAAAAGUCUGCAUACCCUUAGUUCUUUAUACUGUGUAUUGCCCCCUUUAGCAUCAAUAACAGCGUGCAGUCUCUUGCAAUAGUUAUCUAUGAGUCUCCUAAUUCUUGCAGGUGGUAUUACUGCCCAUUCGUCUUGGCAAAAUGCCUCCAGGUCAUGCAAAGCGUUUGGUCAUCUUGCAUGAACCACACGUUUGAGAUCUCCCCAGAGAUGCUUGAUGAUAUUAAGGUCAGGAGACUGAGAGGCCUCUCCAGAACCUUACAUCUGCUGUAACCACUGGAAGGUCAACUUGGCAUUGUAGCUAGGUUAGCUAAUCGGACCUAGCCAGAUGAUCGAGACCGCAGGAAACAAGUCAUAAUUAUUGACUUGGCUCCAACCUUCAACCCAGAAAUGAAGUACCCGGAACUCUGUGAUGAGUCCAGACACCCAGGUGGACUGAAAAAAGCGCACCUUAAUGAAUUUAAAUAGCGGAUAUAGCAGGAAUGAACAAUAUCAAGCACUUUGAGAAAGACAUUUAUUGGUUAAACGAUGAGAUCUCAAAGUUUGUAUCUAUUUUUUAUUUAAUAAAUUUGUUCUGGUUACAUUUCUAUUACCCUUUUUUUGUUUUAACAAAUUAAGUGUUUGAAAUACAGUAUCCAGUAUCCUGUGGGGAUCCUACCUACCUGAUUUCAACAACAUUUAUUUUACAAGACACUUAAAGUCUGAGCCUACUAUGAAGUGGCUCAGCAAUAUGUUAGUGUAACCAAUUUGUAUUAAUUUGUUUUUAUUACAUUUAUACAGAUUACACAAUGGUCUAUUUUUUGUUUAUAUCUUAGGUUUUAUAUCGAGCUUAUGGUAAAAUUGCAUGUGUAUGUGUGUGUUUUUUUAUUUACACUCUUUAUUUGCAAUAUUAUAUCUAGUAAUUAUUAUAUGUGUAUUUUUUUACAUAUACUUAUCAGUGUGCUCUCACCACUAUUUUAUCUCCUUUAGUCAUGCUGGAAAAUCCAAGAGAGUCCAAUGCGCAGUCUUCGUGCAAAAGAAUGCAAAUUGUCAACCAGUAUUUUCUGAUAACAUCCUGCAUUCAUCUUGCUAUCAAUUUAUGCAAGAUUCCCUUAGCCUUUGGAGCUCACACACCCUAAAAAAUCAGUGAGCCACCACCAUGCUUAACAUGGUAUGUGACCAUAAAGCUCUAUAAAGCUCUAUUUUGGUCUCGUUACUCUAAAUUACAGUAUGCCAGAAGCUGUGAGGUGUGUUAAGGUGUAGUCGGGCAUAUUAUAACCAGGCUUUUUUUGUGGCAUUGGCGCAGUAAAGGCUUCUUUUUGGCAACUCAACCAUGGAGCCCAUUUUGUUCAAGUAUCAUCAGAUUGUGUUUCUUGAAACAACCAUGCUGUCUUUUUCCAGAUCAGCCUGUAUUUCUCCUGUGUGUUUUUCUUUGUACCUUUAACAAUUCUUCUGGCAGUUGUGGCUAAAAUCUUUCUUGGUCAACUUGACUUUGGCUUGAUAUCAAGAGAUCCCCAGAUGUGAUUGAACAGUACUGAUUGGCAUUUUCAAGGCUUUGGAUAACUUUUUAUAUUUGUUUCCAUUUUUAUAAAGUUUCAUUACUUUGUUAUGCAAGUAUUGUGACAGUUAAUUUCUGCUCCCCAUGGCUCAGUAUCUAGCCUGCUCAGUCCAUUCACGUGAGAGCUAACAAUAAUUGCAAUUUUAAAAGCCACAUGUGUGGGAAAUUAACCUUUAAUUGCCAUUUUAACAUCCGUGUGUCACCUUGUGUGUCUGUAACAAGGCCACAUUCAAGGGUAUGUAAAAGUUUGAUGAAGGCUAUUUGGGUGAUUCUGUUAUCAUUAUUAUCUAAAAAGGAAUCAUACAACUAUAUGAUGAUAAAUGGCAUCAUAUGAUCACUAUCCUUUAAUAAAAUACUUUUUCUUGCAUGAUCAGUCACUUCUUAGCACAACUGUGACCUUAAAAAUAGUCAAAUUUAAUAUAACUAUACUUACUGGGUAAAUAGACUUUGGUGGCCCCUUGUUCCAGGACAAAUAUGUUAAAUAAUAAUUUUGGAAUCUUUUAUGAGCAUACAAUAUAAAUAAGUUAACAGGCAAAAUAAGCAAGCCAAUUCUUUGUAAAUUAACUGAAAUACAUACUAUUUACUGAUUGAUCUUUCAAUACUGCAGAAUCUGUAGAUUCUAUGUUUCCUUUUAUACUUUUUUUAAUGAAUUAAUUUACUACCCAGUCCACCCAGUUCACUAAAUACACCAAAACACUUGCUGGAAAUAUAGGAUCUGCUCAGGGUCCCAAAGGAAAAAGUUGAAAGACCAACAUUGGUUGAGACAUUUCAGUUAAUUAGUUUAGUAUUUUACUGUUGUGCUGUUAAGUUGAAGUAAAACAUAAGAGUUGAUAUAAAAUGUAUCACUAGGCCAUAAUUUUAUUCUAUUUGCAUAUCAAUUGUGUGACUUUCAGUUCAACCAUUUUCCCUACUCAUAAAUAAUGUAGUGGUAGAACAUGUUGAAUUUUUAUUGCAUAGUUAACUGCCUAUAUAUUGCUUUUGUUUAUAUUUGCCCUGCAUUUUCCACAUAUUAUUGCUAUUCAAAGUUGGAUGGCUUAUAUUGAAGUUCACUUUAGCAUUAUUUGUGCCAUUGAAUAGUGGCUUGGCUUAAGGUGCUAGGAGCUCAAUGUUUUUAGUCAAAUCACUUUAAAAUUGUUUAAGAAAUAAAAUGGAAGGAAUAAAGCUUCUGAUAACUUCACUGGAACAUCCUGUCUUGCUUUCCACAGUUAAACUGCUGUUCCCUUCACCCUCUUUUGAUGUCCUGGGAUUGGGACCAUGCUUAAAAGAAUCAAUGAUUAUUAGGAUUAUCUGUAUACAUAUUGUUAUAUUUGCAAUUUAUCAAGUUGGGUCCAGUUUACAGUUACAACCAACUCUGUAUCUAGGUAAACAGUGCAUAGUGUUCUUUAAAGGUAGGAGAGAACUAUUAAGUCACCACAUUCACAAUAAUAUGUUGUUUAGUAUUAAAUAGCUCCUUUCAUUGUUGUAAUUUGUUUCAUUUAUGUUUAUUUUAUAUGCUACAUUGUUGAUUUACAAGUAUAUGGUAUUAGACAUUUGUUGAAAUUAUGGAUAUAGAUUUGUUUUAUUUUUAUUUUAUGACUAAACUAAGAAUGUACCUAUACUUCUGAAAAAAUAAAUAGCUGUGUUUUAUCUGUAUGCAAAAACACUAAUUAGUGCUUCUUUUAAACUGAGCAUAGGUUGCAUUACAUUGAUGAAGUAUAAAUUUGAACUUUGGCUGCAUAGAAAAACUCUCAGUCAUGCAGUUCUCCAUUUGUACCUCUGAGCGCCGCUGUUUGACCAAUAAGGAGAAGAAUACAGAGCUGGAGAUCCACUGAUAUUUCCAUCACUAACACACACUGCAGAUCUGCAAGAAGAAACACAGCCAUUUUUGGAUUCUCUCAAAUACAGAACACAGAAAAUCUGGUUAUAUUCUUCUAAAGAGGGGGAUUCAGCACUGAUUUGGAAUACAAGUACCUUACAAUAAAGGAAUAUCACUUUCAAGAUAGCAGAGAUGAAAACACAGGAUUCACAGAAAAACAAAGGAAUCAGACGGCAAGUAAUAUUUUUCUUCUUAUUUUUAUGGCUUUGUCAUUCAGUCUCUGGUCAGCUUCAUUAUUCCAUUGAUGAAGAAAUGAGAAAAGAUUCUGUUAUUGCUAAUAUUGCAAAAGACCUUGAAUUAGAUAUUAAGCAGCUAUCCCUUAGAAAAUUUCGGAUUGUCUCUCGUGUUUCUGAAAAAUAUUUUUUUGUUAAUCUACACAAUGGGAAUUUAUACAUUAAAAACAAGACAGAUAGGGAGACACUGUGUGGAAGAGCAGCUCACUGCUUACUAAGCUUUGAUGCAGUAGUUGAAAACCCUUUAAAUGUUGUUCCUGUCACUAUUGAGAUUCAUGAUAUUAAUGAUAAUUCUCCCAAAUUUUAUCAUGAAACCAUUUCUUUAGAAAUUAUUGAAUUUACUUCACCAGGAACACACUUUAUUUUACAAAAUGCAGAAGAUCCAGAUAUUGGGAUUAAUUCUGUUCAAACAUAUAAACUCAGUGAUAAUCAGCAUUUUACACUAAGUGAAAAGACCAGCAAUGAUGGCAGUAAAAUUCCAGAACUUGUUUUAGAGAAACCUUUAGAUCGGGAGACACAAAAUAUUCAUGAAUUAAUUUUAACAGCACUGGAUGGAGGAAAUCCUAUCAGAUCUGGAACUGCUCUCAUCAAGAUUAUUAUUACUGAUGCAAAUGAUAAUUUUCCUGCAUUUACAGAAGAAGUCUAUAAAGUGAGUGUAAGUGAAAAUACUGCCAUUAACUUUACACUGAUUCACGUCAUUGCAACUGAUCAAGAUGAAGGUUCUAAUGCACAGAUCACAUAUUCCUUUAGAAAAACAUCUGACAAUGACAUUUCUACUGCCAUGUUUAGUAUUAAUGCUACAAGUGGAGAAAUUAAAACCAAAAAAAAUUUGGAUUUUGAAGAUGUACAAAAUUAUGAAUUGUCAAUUCAAGCAAAGGAUGGUGGUGGGCUUGUGGCCCAUUCUAAGGUUUUAAUAGAAAUAAUAGAUGAAAAUGAUAAUGCCCCAGAGAUAUCCAUCACCUCUUUAACUUCACCUAUUCCAGAGGAUUCCCCACAAGGUACACUCAUAGCACUGAUUGAAGUUCAUGAUCAAGAUUCUGGAGAAAAUGGAGAGGUUGACUGUCAAAUCAUAGAGAAUAUAAAUUUUCAGUUAGUAGUGUCAUCAAGUAAAUACUACAAAAUUGUUACAACAAAAGCCAUGGAUAGAGAAAAAGAAUCAUGUUAUAAUAUCACAGUUCAAGCAUUUGAUAGGGGAUUUCCUCCACUUUCCACUACAAAAACAAUCAGAUUGGAUAUAUCAGAUAUUAAUGACAAUCCUCCAAUAUUUACAAAGUCUACUUAUGUUGCAUAUUUACCUGAAAACAAUUUACCAGGGGCCUCAAUUUACAGUAUGCAUGCUUUGGAUAUUGACACUGGAGACAAUGCCAAGAUUAUUUAUUCACUUUCCAGCACAUAUACAGAAGAUAUACCAGUAUCUUCUUAUCUUUCCAUUAAUAUAGAGACUGGAGUUCUCUAUGCUCAGCGAUCAUUUGAUUAUGAGCAACACAAGGAGUUUGAAAUACAAGUAACUGCUAAAGACAAUGGAUCCCCAUCUCUGAGCAGUAAUACAACAUUAUUUAUUCAUAUAGUCGAUCAAAAUGAUAAUUCACCAAAUAUUUUAUACCCAUCAACAGAAAACGAUGGUUCAACUACGUUUGAGAUAGUUUCAUUUACUUCUGAAGAAGGUUCUUUAAUAACUAAGGUGGUUGCCGUGGAUGCUGACUCAGGACAUAAUGCUUGGCUCUCUUAUCAUUUCUUGCACGUGUCAGAACCACUUCCGUUCAGUAUUAGUCAGCAUACGGGAGAAAUAAGGACAUCACGUGUCUUCGAACAGAGAGAUGUAUUGAAAUAUAAGCUGGUAGUUUUAGUGAAAGACAAUGGAGUCCUCUCCCUGUCAGCAACAACAACAUUAAGUAUAAUCGUUGCAGAUUCUUUCCAACAAGUGGUUCCCAAAUUCACUAAUCAACUCAGUGAUGAUGAUUCUCCACCUAAUGUACAAAUGUAUUUGGUGAUUGCUUUAGCACUGAUUUCAUUUUUAUUUAUUUUAAGUGUUAUGUUAGUUAUCAUUUCCAAAUGUAAGCAAUCAAAAUCUCCUCCAGCUUUUGGAUCUCUCAGCACUAAUCUUUAUUCUCAAGUGGAUCCCAGAUAUCUUUCCCAAUAUAACAAUGGAACUUUACCUCCAUAUUCAUACAAUGUGUGUGUGGCUUUGGAUUCAAGUGAAAGUGACUUUACGUUUAUAAAACCAAAGCAGGAUGUCCCCACAGACAAUCUUAUUGAUGCUGAUGAUUCAGGACUUGGAAAAGAAAACGAGGCAGAAACAUUAUCCUCUAGUAAUCUUGUGAAGGUGAGUGGUAAUUUUAAGUAAUAGAAUAAUAAAUACAAAUAACUUUUUAUUUGUUUAUUAUUUAUAUGCUCUCCUGUUUGUAUGACAGACUCUGUGUGUAAUAUCUGUUUCUUUAAACAUCCAAUAUAAUGUAAAUUAUAUAUAAAAAAAAAUAUUUGAAAACAUUUAUUUUGAUAAUAUAUUUCACAGCCUGCCCAGGUGGUAGCCAUGGAAUAUAUAUAUAUAUAUAUAUAUAUAUAUAUAUAUAUAUAUAUAUAUAUAUAUACUACUUUCUGUGACCUUUGACUUGACUAAACAUAAACAUAUCCAGAACAGGUACUUAAACAAUAUCUAUACAAAUAUAGUAUUAAACAAAUAAAAAACAGGAUGUUUAAUUUUAGGACAUUUACUUUAUUGACCACAUUCUAAUCAUUGAUUUAAGGAUAUAAUAUUCAGUAUAUUUUAGCAUAUGAACAGUGAACUAGCAUAUAUAAAUCAUGUGUUACAUAUGAUUCUUUAGACAUGAACCCACUGCAAUACCGAUAACUUUAAUUAUGGUAAUAAUUUUACGUUUUUUCUAUUAGUUAUUUAGCACAUGCGUGAAAAUUUUGAAGAUUUGUAAGUUUAAUCCCUGCUAAUACUUUGAUUUAAUGAACUGGCAGUGUAGAACGCUGUGGAAAUAUUUAUAUGCACUUACUAUUAUUGUUAUUGGUUACUAUUCACCAAACAGAAUAUAUAUAACACAGGAGAGCCUUAUCCACUAUACUAAACAUAUAAUCUGAAAUUUCACACAUCUUACUAGCUUAACAACAACACACAUGCAUGUACAAUAUUGUACAUUAUGUAUAAUCAAUCAACUUUAUUACUGAGGCACUACAUUAAACCAUACCUCCCAACAUUAGGAAGUAAGUCAUCAGAACGGGUUGGUGGACCUUCUAGGUGGUGGCGCCAGUGAUGUAACUUAUGUCACUGUCAACACCUACUAUAGAUGGAUCCUCCCACUUAAGUGGUCAUGUCUGCUUAUUAAAGGGGCAUGUUGCACAGUGCAAUAGUUGAAAUAACUGGUGUGUUUGUUAUAGGCCUCAGUUAAGGUCAAAAUGUUGCUGUGUUCUCCAAUAAAUCUGUCCUUUUUACACAUCUUGACUGCUUGCACCAUCCCAUUCUUCCUACUAUUGACCGAGGUCUAGCUAGCCUGAGGUCUAGCUAAGCACCUUGUUUGCAGAGGGCGUGCGAGAGAUCCCUUUUUUCUACAGCACAGUGCAAGAGUGUUUAAAGAUGCACUUGCACUGUGCUACUCAAGGACAGUUUACUGGCAUAUAUGGACCCAGAGAUGCAGAAAACCAGGCAACUAUAUUGGAUGGUGGGACAGGACCCUGAAAUUAGGACUGUCCCUCAAAAAGCUGGACUGUUAGAAACCCUGCUAAACUAAAUAAAAACAAACCUCCAAAACAUUGUGCAUUCUUUUUUCCAAUGAUUGAAUAAGGCUAGCAGGCCUCAGUAUAGUAACUAUAUUUAAGUUGUUUUGCUAUUGUUUGUCUCUCUAGCACUUUUGUACUAAAUAUGUAGAACACAUGAUAAUUGUAAAAAAUACUAAAUUACUUUUGACUUCAUUAAUGAAAAACAAGAUUAAAACUUUCCUGGUUUCCAGAAGCUCUAAACAGUUAAUAAAUCACAUAUAUCUUUGCUGAAUGAGAAGCUCAGAAGUGCUCAGCUUGAUAGCAAACAUACUGAAUACUUUCAGUUUAGUUCUGAAGGAUGAAAUACAUCACAUGUUACACAUGUUGAAGGAUGAAAUACAUCACAUAUCAAUUUAACACGAAGCCGUCAAAAUGGGCAAAUAUCAAUACCUCUCUUUGUUUCAAAAGUAUUUUUUAAAUAUUUUUUUUGCAUGUCGGAGGCAGUAAAUAAUGUUCUAUAAACUUAUUUAUAUUUAAUGACUGUAUUAUAUAGGUUUUUUACAAUUCCCAUAAUAUCUACCUGGAGCUCACUUUACUUUUGGUGUCAAUUUGUUUUUUUGUGUGUGAGUAUGGACAUAUAAAGGAGGAAGCUAAAGCAAAAAUAUGUUGAUUAAAUUUGAAACAUUUGCCAAAAUAAAAUUUAAAAAAUGGCUAAUAGCAUGUAUACAUGUAUCUUUAAACUGUCAGUACUGACUAUGUAGUCAGUAUCUCAUAGAACAUAGUACUUCGUGAAAAUGGAGUGUUGUUUUUGCUUGAGAGCAGAUACUUAAACAGUAUACAAAGCACUAUGACUUUUUAUUGUUUUUAUAAGCACAGUGCAGUUUAUUACAUUUAGUCAACAUGACACUCUAUAACAAAGUCAUACAAUAUUUUCAGGAAUAAUAGUUAACUCCUAGUUGAAGUCUAAAAUUACAUAACAUUAUACAAAUAUAUUCGGGGCCAAUACAAACCAUUGUGUGGAAAUCUAUUCACAAACCGGACUUUACAUAGGACACAAGGUCAUGCGUUUAGACUGGAGGAAAGAAUAUUUUGUCUAAGGCAAAGGAAAGGUUUUUUUACUGUAAGAACAAUAAGGAUGUGGAAUUCUCUGCCUGAAGAAGUGGUUUUAUCAGAGUCCAUACAGAUGUUCAAACAGCUACUAGAUGCAUACUUGCAAAACAGAAUAUUCAAGGAUAUAAUCUUUCAAUGUAGGGUAAUAACUGCUUGAUCCAAGGAUAAAUCUGACUGCCAUUCUGGGGUCAAGAAGGAAUUUUUUUCCUAGCUUGUUGCAAAAUUGUGCUUCACACUGUUUUUUUGCCUUCUUUUGGAUCAACAGCAAAAAACAAAUGUGAGGAAGGCUGAACUUGAUGGACCCAAGACUCUUUUCAGCUAUGUAACUAUGUAACUAUUUAACUAUGUAACUAUGUGAGAUAAAGAUGAAGAGAAAAAUGGGGGGGGGGGGAGCAUUAUAUAUUAUUAUUUAUUAUUAAUGUAUAUUUGUAGAUAGAUGAGAGAAGAAUAAAUUAGAUGUGGCUCCUCAUGAGUAAAGAAGUAAAUAUUAAUUUACUUAUUCCAAAUGUUUUACUUAUUCCAAGUUUAACACUCCUUAAACCAUUGUCAAGUUUUUUUCAAAGACACAUAAGGAGUUAUUGGACAAAUGCUCCAUACAUCUAUGGCAAGAAAGUAAGGUACAUCAAAGGGUACAAGUUUAGGUCAAACAGUGGGUCAUCUCCAACAACUGUGAAGCAUAUACUCUGGCCCCACAGUUCAAUCAAUAGGAAGUCAUCUUUAUAUUUUUGAAUCUUCUACCAUAUAUAACCUCAAAAAAGAGUCAAUAUUAACCAUACUUACUAGGUAAAUAGACUUCGGGAACUACUUGUUCCAUGAAAAAUAUAUGAAACUAGUUUUGAAUCUUUAAUGAGCAUACAACAUAGAUACGUUAUCAGGCAAAAUAAGCAAACCAAUUCUUUGUAAAUGAUUGAAAUACAUAUUACUCACUGAUUGGUCUUUUCAUACUGCAGAAUCUGUGGAUUCCAUGUUUUCUUUUAGACUUUUUUAAUGAAUGAAUUUAUAUUAAAGUCCUUCACUAAAUAUACCAAAAUCACCUGCUGGAUUUAUAGAAUCUGCUCAGGGCCACAAAGAACAAAGUUGGAAGACCAAGAUUGGUUGAGACACUUCAGUUCAUUGGUUUAGUAUUUUAAUGUUGUGCUGUUAGGUCGGUGUAAAUUAUAGGAUUGAUAUAAAAAGUAUCACUAGGCCAUAAUUUUAUUUAAUUUGAAUGAUAUUAAUCAUAUGACAGUACAGUCCAACCUUUAGUAAGUUAUAUAACAUCUUUAAACAGUUAUCUAGACAUUUUCUCUACUACUAAAUACUGUCUAAUGUGGUGGUAGAACAUGAUGGAUUUGUACCAUGUAGUUUACUGCACAUAUAUUCAAUGUUUGACAUUUUGUUAUGCAUUUCCCACCUAGUAUUGCUGUUCAAAGCUGAAUGGAUAAUAUUGAAGUAAACUUCUUCAUUAUUUGUCCCAUAAAAGAGUGUCUUGGAUUAAGGUGCUUGGAGUUCAGUGUUUUUAGUCAAAUUAUUUUAAAAUUGUUUGAGAGUAAAUGAAUAAAGUGUCUGAAAACUUUAAUGAAACAAGCUGUCUUGCUUUCAGUUAAACUUCUCUUCCCUUCACCCUUUAUUGAUGUAGAAUUAGAUGUCCUGGGAUGGAGAAUAUGCUUAAAAGAACCAUUGAUUAUUGGGAGUAUCUGCAUAAUUCUUUCCAUUUGCAACUUCUCAAGUUGAAUGAAGUUGACAAAACAGUCAAAUAUCAAUAGCCAACUCUGUAUCUAGCUAAAAAGUGAUGUAAUGUUCAUAUUUUUUAAUGCAGGCAGAACAGAAUUAUUAUGUCAUCACAUUUCCAUUAAUACAUUGCUUAGUAAUAAAUAGCUCCUUCGAUGGUUGUCACUUUGUUUCAUUUAUGUUUAUUUUAUAUGCUACAUUGUUGAUUUUCAAGUAUAGUAUUAGACAUUUGUUCAAAUUAUGAGACGUACUUUUUCUUUCACUUAAGUCUUUCACUUAAGACUUAAAAGAAUUCCCCUGUACUUCUGAAGAAAUACAUAGCUAUGUUUUAUCUAAAUGCAAAAACACAAAUAAAUGCUUCUUUUAAACUGAGCAUAGGUUGCAUUACAUUCAUAAAGUAUAAAUGUAAGAACUUUAGCUGCAUAGAAAAACUCUCAGUUGUGCAGUUCUCCAUUUGUACCUCUGAGCGCCGCUGUUUGACCAAUAAGGAGAAGAAUACAGAGCUGGAGAUCCACUGAUAUUUCCAUCACUAACACACACUGCAGAUCUGCAAGAAGAAACACAGCCAUUUUUGGAUUCUCUCACAGACAGAGCACAAAAAUUAUUCUUCUGAAGAGGUGGAUUCAGUGCUUUAGAUUACAAAUAACUUGCAAUAAAGGAAUCAUUUUCAAGAUAGCAGAGAUGAAAACACAAGAUUCAGAGAAAAAGAAAGAAAUCAGAUGGCAAGUAAUAUUUUCCUUCUUAUUUUCAUGGCUUUGUCAUUCAGUCUCUGGUCAGCUUCAUUAUUCCAUUGAUGAAGAAAUGAGAAAAGACUCUGUUAUAGCUAAUAUUGCAAUAGAUCUUGAAUUAGAUAUUAAGCAGCUCUCACUUAGAAAAUUUCGGAUUGUCUCACAUGUUUCUGAAAAAUAUUUUUUUGCUAAUUUACAAAAUGGGAAUUUAUACAUUAAAAACAAGAUAGAUAGGGAGUCACUGUGUGGAAGAGCAGCUCCCUGCUUAGUAACCUUUGAUGCAGUGGUUGAAAACCCUUUAAAUGUUUUUCCUGUCACCAUUGAAAUUCAGGAUAUAAAUGAUAAUUCUCCAAAAUUUUAUCAUGAAACCAUUUCUUUAGAAAUUAUUGAAUUCACUUCACCAGGAACACAUUUUAUGUUGCAAAAUGCAGAAGAUCCAGAUAUUGGGAUUAAUUCUGUACAAACAUACAAGCUCAGUAAUAAUCAGCAUUUUACACUGAGUGAAAAGACCAGCACUGAUGGCAGUAAAAUUCCAGAACUUGUUUUAGCAAAACCUUUAGAUCGAGAGACACAAAAUAUUCAUGAAUUAAUUUUAACUGCAAUGGAUGGAGGAAAUCCUAUUAGAUCUGGUACAGCUUUGAUCAAAAUUAUUAUUACUGAUGCAAAUGAUAAUUUUCCUGUAUUUACAGAAGAAGUCUAUAAAGUGAGUGUAAGUGAAAAUACUGCCAUUAACUUUACACUGAUUCACAUCACUGCAACUGAUCAGGAUGAAAGUUCUAAUGCACAGAUCACAUAUUCCUUCAGAAAAACAUCUGACAAUGAAAUUUCUACUGCUAUGUUUAGUAUUAAUGCUACAAUUGGAGAAAUUAAAACCAAAAGAAAAUUGGACUUUGAAGAUGUACAUAAUUAUGAGCUGUCUAUUCAAGCAAAGGAUGGUGGUGGGCUUGUGGCCUAUUCUAAGGUUUUAAUAGAAGUAAUAGAUGAAAAUGAUAACGCCCCAGAGAUAUCCAUUACCUCAUUAACUUCUCCUAUUCUUGAAGAUUCCCCACCAGGCACACUAAUAGCAUUGAUCAAAGUUUAUGAUAAAGAUUCAGGAGAAAAUGGAGAAGUUGACUGUGUAAUCACAGAGAAACUUCCUUUUCAGUUCAUAAUGUCAUCUGGUAAAUAUUAUAAAAUUGUUACAACAAAAGCCAUGGACAGAGAGAAAGAAUCAUGUUAUAAUAUCACAGUAAAAGCAUCUGAUAGGGGAUCUCCUUCACUUUCUACUACAAAAAUUAUCAGAUUGGAUAUAUCAGAUAUUAAUGACAAUCCUCCAGUAUUUACAAAGUCUACUUAUGUUGCAUAUGUACCAGAAAACAAUUUACCAGGAGCUUCAAUUUACAGUAUAAAUGCACUGGAUUUUGACAUUGAAGACAAUGCUAAAAUAAUUUAUUCAAUUUCCAGCACAUAUACAGAAGAUAUACCAGUAUCUUCGUACCUUUCCAUUAACAUAGAGACUGGAGUUCUCUAUGCUCAGCGAUCAUUUGAUUAUGAGCAACACAAGGAAUUUGAAAUACAAGUAACUGCUAAAGACAAUGGAUCCCCAUCUCUGAGUAGUAAUACAACAUUAAUUAUCCAUAUUGUUGAUCAAAAUGAUAAUUCACCAAGAAUUUUGUACCCAUCCUUAGAAAAUGAUGGUUCUCCUAUAUUUGAGAUAGUUCCAUUUUCCUCUGAUGAAGGCUUCUUAAUAACUAAGGUGGUUGCAGUAGAUGCUGACUCAGGACAUAAUGCUUGGCUCUCUUAUCAUUUCAUACAAGUAUCAGAACCAUCACCCUUCAGCAUUAGUCAUCAAACGGGAGAAAUAAGAACAUUGCGUACCUUUGAACAGAAAGAUGUAUUGACAUAUAAGCUGGUGGUUAUGGUGAAAGACAAAGGAGUCCCCUCUCUGUCUGCAACUGCAACCUUAAGUUUUAUUAUUGCAGACUCUUUCCAACAAGUGGUUCCCAAAUUCACUAAUCAACUCAGUGAUGACGUUAUUCAUCCUAAUUUACAAAUGUAUUUAGUAAUUGCUUUAGCACUCAUUUCAUUUUUAUUUAUUUUAAGUGUUAUGUUAGUUAUCAUAUCCAAAUGUAAGCAAUCAAAAUCCCCUCCAGCCUUUGGAUCUCUCAGCACUAAUCUUUAUUCUCAAGUGGAUCCCAGAUAUCUUUCCCAAUAUAACAAUGGAACUUUACCUCCAUAUUCAUACAAUGUGUGUGUGGCUUUGGAUUCAAGUGAAAGUGACUUUACGUUUAUAAAACCAAAGCAAGAUGUCCCCACAGACAAUCUUAUCGAUGCUGAUGAUUCAGGAGUUGGAAAUGAAAAUGAGGCAGAAACAUUAUCCUCUAGUAAUCGUGUGAAGGUGAGUGGUCAUUUGCAGGAGUAAAAUAAGAAAGUCUAAAUAUGUUGAUAUUUUGUAGUAGGGUUUCUAUACCUUGUUGUUCGUCUGAUGGAUUCAGUGAGAAGGAUAUGUUUUCAACAGUUAAAAAAAAAAUACUUCUGUGAAACAAAUCAUUCUGAUUCAAUAUUUUAGACUGCCUAGUUUGGUAGCCAUGGUGUAUGGCAUAUGCCACAUCUUGAUCAUCCUUUUGGUAUUUCCAAUGACCUGUCAAUAAACAUUCUAUUACAGUUGUAAAUACAAAAUAUUUGGAGACACAUGUACUUAAGCAAUAUGUAUAGAAAUAUUUUAUUAAACUAAAACACAAUCAGUGUAAUUUAGAACAUUUAAUGUAUUGACCAAAAUCUAGACUUUUAUUAAAUGAUGUAGCCUUUGCUGUGAAAAUAAUGUUGUAAAAACACUCUACCUUUUUUAAUAUAUUUUAUUUUUAUAAGAUUUUUUCAUAACAAUACAAAGAAAUAUGUUCUCUAUCCGAGCAUUGAACAUACAGUAUUAAUACUUCAAAGGUGGAGUUACAUGGUACAUUAUGAAGUAACAUUUUUGUAUUACAUAACAUUGUUUAGAACAUAAGCGCUGAAUACCAGCCAUACAUCUUAAUUUUCACAGAUUAUUCACAGUAUGGAAUAAUGUCUGUGGUACAAGUGUGACCUCAUUAAAACCUAAUUGUAACAUAUUGGCAGAGAUGUGUCUAAACCCUGUGAUUAUAGGCCCCGAAAACACUCUAAUUUUAAUUUUAUUAAUAAAAAAUAAUUUUAAUAGUAAGUAGCUAAACGAAAAUAAAUUCCAGAAAUCAUUCAAAUUUCUAUUUCAAGUUAUUUUUUCUUUAAAUGUAGUUUUUUAUUUUGUACAAUAAUGCCAUUUUCUACUGCAAGUACAAGCCUGCGUCCCUCAUUAUUAAUUCAUGGUACAGAUGAUAUCACAGAUGAUAUCACAGAUUAUAUCAUUGCCCAUACAAUUACCAUAUUGGUGGGCACACACAGGCUAUGAUUGUCUGGCAAUACAAAUUGAAUUCAAAGUGAACUGAAACUUUUAGGCCACAAUAACUAAUCUGAAAACAUAGGUGACUUGAAGAAUCUCUCUAAUUUAACUACUGUUGCAUAAAAUGUGAUAUUUACUUUGAAUUCCUGUAAGGUCACACUACAAGAAUAACACUGACAGCACAUUUUCAUAACGUCGUCAUUGCUUUAAGAGGCAUUCGCAAAUAUUUAUAUCACUUUUACUAUAAAAAAUUAUAAGCUAUAGAGUAAGCUAAUAAAAGUAACACAGCAGUUCCUAUUUUAGUCAUGCUUUUUUAAAGAAAUAAACGUCCCAUAAACCCUUGAUUAACACUUGGGUUACCAUAUGCAUCAUGUUUUCAGCGACACAUAUUUAUGAAAAUCCUUGAAAGGGUUGACCUGCAGUAUAAUAAAUACUUAAUCUUAUACACCUUCUUCUACAUACUACAGGACAACCCUUUUGUGGUGUUCAUCAAUAUACAUAUGUAGUAUGUGUCCCUGAACACAUGGUGGAUUUGGUAACCCUACUUAAGAAUAAUGAAGGGAAGCAUUGGAUGAUGAAUCUCUGAAUACUUAAAAUUGACAAAGUUAAUUUUUAUUUUUGCAUAUUUAAUAUGCUUUAUCUUAAAAAUGAAUUCAAAUGAAAGAUGAUACAGGAUUUCUAAUUCAGUGCUUAGUUACAGUAUAUGUGGUUUCUGGGAUGCUCAGUAAUAUGUUGUCAUGAAGAACUUACAUAUGAAUAUGGCCUUUUAAUGUUGGCAAUGAUUUUAAACAAUAGUACUUCUAUUCCCAUUACACUUAACCAAUAAUUAGUAAUAUAUCAUAUCUGGCAUACCAUAGAGUAUAGGUAAUACGUUUCUCUGGUGUGUUACAUGUGAUCUCUAAACAAAAGCAAAACUACGCAAUCAUUAAAUACAGUGCCUAUAACUUUAUUUUUGUUAAUUGCUGUUUAAAAAAUAAACCACAUGUGGUUUAACUUGGUUUACAAGUUGGUGUUUUAGGGGUGAUUUUCUAUUACUUAAUUUGUGCAUACAUGAAAACGUAGACGAUUUUUUUAGGCUGCUAUUCCAUUUAGUUAGUGAACUUGCAAUGUAUGUCAGCUGUAGGAUUGUAAGUGUUCCCUAUUUGGAUUAGACCAUCUAGUAGUAAAUACAAAUUUUGGCUUCUUUGGCUUUAAAUGUGAAAUUAAUUUUGAAUGCAUUUCUACUAGAGUUUAUGAAUUCACCUGGAAUUUUUCUCCAUUGGUGUAGCAGACUAGAUAUGGAUACUAGCAUAUACCAUUUUGGCAUAACUUGUUUCUGAAAUGUAGAAUUUCACAUGUCAGGCUUGCGCAAAUCGAGAACUGCAUGUUUAAAUGUUUAAGCCCCUAAAGACUAAUGACGGACCAAGCCCGAUCGUCCUGUCCUUACAUGUGCUGCAGGGACUCCUGGACUGCCUCCCUGUACUUCUGCAUUCUGUGUGGAGUGCAGGGAGACAGAUCAGUGCUGAUCUUCUCCCUGCAAAAAAAACCCAACAAAAGUUAAAGUUAAAUCCCACCCCCUUUCCCCUGCUUUAAUAAAAUUAACCCCUUCACUGCCAUUUGAUCACUGACUACAGUGAUGAAAAAUACAGAUCAGGGUAUUUUACUAUGAUGUGAUUUUUUUAACCCCUAAGGGUUAACUUUUAUUUAUUUUUUAACCCUCAGGGGUUUAUUUUAUUAAUUCAUUUAAAUAUUAAUAUAUAUAUAUAUAUAUAUAUGUAUAUAUAUAUAUAUAUAUACACAUAUAUAGCUAACUGGGAUGGGUGGAAGUUAGUGGGGAAUUUGGUGUUAAGCUAGCUAGGGGUUAACAUUAAAAACAUGUUUAACCCCUUAAGGACCAAACUUCUGGAAUAAAAGGGAAUCAUGACAUGUCACACAUGUCAUGUGUUCUUAAGGGGUUAAAAAAGCUUUAAAAAGUUUAAAUAAUGUUUUAAAAAAGUUUUAAAAAAUCCCACCCCCUUUAUCCAGUCCUAAUAAAAAUUAACCCCUUCCCUGCCAGUUGAUCACUGCUUACAGUGAUCACAGUAUAAUACUGUAAACUGUAUUUUGAUCAGAUUAUUUUUUUAACCCCUGAUGGUUAACCUUUAUUCAUUUUUUUAACCCUCAGGGGUUCAAUUUAUUUCAUUAAUUAAUUUAAUUAUUUUAAAAUUAUAUAUUUUGCUAGCUCGGGUGGGUGGGAGAUUUGGGAAAUUGGGGAAUUUACUGUUAGUGCUGCUUACUGCAAGUUAGGGGUUAAUGGUAAAAAAAAAGUUUAUAACAAUUUUAAAAGUGUGAAAAAAGUUUUUAAAAAGUUUAAAAAAUGUAAUAAGUAAACAAAAAAGUUUAAAAACAAGUUUUAAAAAGUAAACAAAGUUUAAAAAAGUUUAAAAAAUACAUAAAAAAUGCUCAUUACCACUACACAUGGAACAAACUAGUUAAUUAAUGAUCCCACGCUAAGGUUCAAAAUAUGCCUUUUGAAUUACCCUGUGGUGUAUUCUUUAAUAAAUAGUAUGUGUUUGUGGGGAAGUUUGAAUAACCAACCAGCUAAACUACUCCGAAAUGAAGCAUGGACACAGCGUAAAACUUCAAAUUUAGAAAAAAACUGAAUGGCUGCAUCUCAAAUGUGUCCCAUCCACCUGGCAAAGGUAAUAUGGGGGUAUUGUUGUACUCAGACACCAUAGGUGGUGUAUUAUUGCACACAUAAGAUUUGCAUUGCACACAUAAGAUUUGCAAAAUAUGCUGUGCAAACUUACUUUGUGUGUCAAAAAGGCAGAAAAAAUACUUAUUACCACUACACUUGGUACAAGUUAGCGGAAAAUGAUCCCACGCUAAGGUUCAAAAUAUGCAUUUUGAAAUACCCUAGGAUGUCUUCUUUAACAAUGGUAUGCUUUUAUGGGAUAGUUGAAUGUAUGCCUGCUAAAAUACUCCAAAAUAGGACCUGGACACAGCAUAAAAAUUAAAAGUUUUAAAAAAACUGGAAUGGCUGUGUCUCAAAUGUGCCUCUUCAAUAUCCACAUACACCUGGCAAAGGUACAUACGGAGGUAUUGCUGUGCUCAGACAACAUAGCUGAGCAACAUAUGAAGUAUUAAACAGUCGUAGCACACAUAAGGUUUGCAAAAUAUACUGUGCAAACUCAUUUUGUGUGUCAAAAAGGCAGAAAUUGCAUUGAAAUACCUUAGGAUGUCUUCUUUAAGAAAUGGUAUGCCUUUAUGGAAUAGUUGGAAUAUAUCGCUUGCUGAAGUGCUCCAGAAUGGAACAUGGAGCCAUUAAAACCAUCUAUGAAAAUUCACACUUAAAAACCUGAACUUGUCACAUCCCUUUUACAGCACUGUAACUUCACAAAAGGGUGUCUAGGUCAUACAUUGGACAUAUUGUUUUACUCAGACGAUGUAACAGAGCAUUAUAUGUAGGAUUGUAUGACAGUGGCACAUAUCAAGUGUAAGAAAUACUCAGCAAAAAUGCAACAUGUAUGUAAAAAAAAUUAAAUUUUUUUUCCUCAGCACAUUUCUGAGCAGAAAUAUUUAAAAAAACAAAACAUUUUUGUUAUAUCGUAAGAAUAUGGAAUAUUAAAACAAUAUGUAAAGUAAAUGCUAAACGUUUUAAGCAUUUUUCCGCUUAUUCUUCAUCUAAAAUAAGAUGGAGAACUAUAUGUAGUUUUCCAUUUUAUUUUUUGCAAUACAUAUGUGCUUUGUAAAGUAAACAAAUAGGAGGCAUGUUGAGUUCCUGUCUUUUUUCUCUCUUGUUUUAACCUUAAAAUAAUGCUAACUUAUAUAUGUAUGCUUUUGUGAUAAAUAGCAAUGAAAAUGCGUGCAGCAAUUCAACUUUUAUCAAUGUUUAAAUUUACUACCAGCUCUGAUCUUUUUGAACCUAGAAAAUUAUCCAGAUUCACCAACAUUCAGCUUUGAACCAAUUGUGCUUUCUUUGCAUAUCUGUAGCCUUCCCUGACCCUGUGCUUGUCAGAUCAUAGCUAAUGAUUUGCUGUUUACUAGUAAUAUUCCAGUGCUUCUGUCUGUCUGUCUGUAUGUGUGUCUGUCUGUCUGUUUGUCUGGCAGGUUUGUACUAAAUACACAGAACAAUAUAAUGAUUGUAAAAUAUGCACAGUUGCUUUUGGACAUUAUCAAUGAGAAACAUGAUUUAAACGUUCCUUGUUUCCUGCAGUUCUGUGAUGCUCAUCAGUUACCAAAUCAAUCCUGUACAUUUGUUUCAUGCCCAACUUAGAAGUUCUGAGCUUGAGAUGAAUCAUAGCAAAAAAAUGAGCACUCAGUUUAGUUCAGCUGAAUGAUGAAUUACAUCACAUGUUAAUUUAGCACACAGUUAAAGUACAUUUCAAAUUAAGGUUAAAAUAUCCCAGCUGGAAAAAUUCUCUAAAUCAGCCAUGCUUUCAGUUUGGCUACCUUGGUGUUAUAUGUGAAAUUCCCUCUUAAUUCCCAACAAUUCUCACUUUAGUGAACAAACCGUUUUACUUCAAAGUGUAAGAAAGCAUUUUUUUACAUUUAGAGGGACUAAAAGCUUCUUCUAUAAAUGUAUAUAUAUCUUAUGGUCAUAUUAUAGAACAUUGUUUCACACUUCUAUUAUUACUGACCAAUAAAUGAAUUGAUUAAAAAAAAAAGGGAAAAAAAGAGAGGGAAAUAAAUUAAAGAUUUAUAAUAUUGUUAGUGAAAAAAAAUACAUUUACAAUUUUGACUAAAAGGGCUAGGGUCAAUUCUUUCUAAUAAGUCCUCCAAUAAUUAUGGCUGUUUCCUAUUUUAUUAAAAAAAAAUCUUAUUACUAAACUAAGGAUAUUGUUAUAAAUACAUUUUGGUAUUUCAAAUUCAAGAAUAUACAUGUAGUAACAUUUGUAUAUGAACUAAGUAAAGAUUGCAUUACUUUGUUAAAAUAUUAAAAUAAUUAAAAAUCAUAGUAGACAAACCUUCUCAGUCAUGUAGUUCUCUAGUUGUACCUCUGAGCGCCGCUGUUUGACCAAUAAGGAGAAGAAUACAGAGCUGGAGAUCCACUGAUAUUUCCAUCACUAACACACACUGCAGAUCUGCAAGGAGGAACACAGCCAUUUUUGGAUUUUCUCAGCUCAGAGAACCCUUUAUAUUAUAUAAAAUUGUAUACCCCUGAAAAAGUAAAUUAAAUAUCAGAUGCUUUAUUUUGCAAGAGGAUUUUUAAAAUCUGGAAAUCUAAAAGAAAAUUACUUUUGAAGAUUAAAGAAAAUGAGGGAGGCUGAUAUGGAAUCACAGGAUUUGCAAAAAUACAAAGGAAUCAGAUGGCAAGUAAUAUUUUCCUUCUUAUUUUCAUGGCUUUGUCUUUCAGUAUCUGCCCAGCUUCAUUAUUCCAUUGCUGAAGAAAUGAGAAAAGACUCUGUUAUAGCUAAUAUUGCAGAAGACCUUGGAUUAGAUAUUAAGCAGCUCUCAUUUAGAAAUGUUCAUAUAGUGUCACGUAUGUCAGAAAAAUAUUUUUCUGUGAAUUUAGAAAAUGGAGACUUGUAUGUUAAAGACAAGAUCGAUAGAGAGACAUUGUGUGGGGCAGCAGCUCCCUGCUUACUAUCCUUUGAUGUAGUGGUUGAUAAUCCUUUAAAUGUUUUCCCUGUCACCAUUGAAAUUCAAGAUAUAAAUGAUAAUUCUCCCAUAUUUUUUCAUGAAACCAUCACUUUGGAAAUUAUUGAAUUCACUUCACCAGGAACACAUUUUAUUUUACAAAAUGCAGAAGAUCCUGAUAUUGGCAUUAAUUCUGUACAAAGAUACAAGCUCAGUGAUAAUCAGCAUUUUACAGUGAGUGAAAAGACCAGCACUGAUGGCAGUAAAUGUGUUGAACUUGUGUUAGUGAAAUAUUUAGAUCGGGAGACUGAAAGCACUUAUGAAUUAAUUCUAACAGCAUUAGAUGGAGGGAAUCCCAUUAGAUCUGCAACUGCUUUAAUAAAGAUUAUUGUUGCAGAUGGAAAUGAUAAUUUCCCUAUAUUUACUCAAGAAGUUUAUAAAGUCAGCAUAAAUGAAAAUUCUUCAAUCAACACUACACUUCUUCAUGUCAUUGCACUUGAUCAAGAUGAAGGUUCUAAUGCACAGAUCACAUAUUCUUUUAGAAAAACAUCAGGCAAUGCUAUUUCUACUGGGAUGUUUAUAAUUAAUGCUACAAAUGGAGAAGUUAAAACAAAUGGAAAAUUAGAUUUUGAAGUUGCAAGAAAUUAUGAGAUGUCUAUACAAGCAAAAGAUGGUGGUGGGCUUGUAGCCCAUUCCAAAAUCUUAGUAGAAAUAAUAGAUGAAAAUGAUAAUGCCCCAGAGAUAUCCAUUACAUCGUUUGUUACACCUAUUCCUGAAGAUUCAAUGCCCGAGACACGGAUAGCAUUGAUUGAAGUUCAUGAUCAAGAUUCAGGAGAAAAUGGAGAAGUUGACUGUCAAAUAAUUGGGGAAGUGCCCUUUCAGUUAAUACAUUCAUCUAAGAAAUAUUACAAAAUUGUUACAACAAAUACUAUGGACAGAGAGAAGGAAUCAUAUUACAACAUUACAAUUCUAGCAAAUGACAAAGGAUAUCCUUCAAUUUCCACUACAAAAAUGAUUAAGUUGGAUAUAUCGGAUAUUAAUGACAAUCCCCCUGUAUUUACAAAAUCUACUUUUGUUACAUAUGUGCCAGAAAAUAAUUUACCAGGAGCCUCUAUAUACAGUAUACAGGCUUCUGAUCAAGAUUCUGGAGACAAUGCAAAGAUUAUAUAUUCAAUUUCUAGUAUAAAUACAGAAGAUACCUCAGUAUCCUCUUAUUUUUCCAUUAAUAUAGAGACAGGAGUUAUCUAUGCUCAAAGAUCAUUUGAUUUUGAGCAAAACAAAGAGUUUCAUAUUAAGGUGAGCGCUAAAGACAAUGGAUCCCCUUCAUUGAGUAGUAACACAACAUUAAUUAUUCUAAUAAUGGAUCAGAAUGACAAUUCACCAAUAAUUUUGUACCCAUCACAGGAAAAUGUUGAUUCUACUUCCUUUGAGAUGGUCCCAUUGGUCUCUGAAGAAGGUUCUGUAAUAACUAAGGUGGUUGCAGUAGAUGCUGACUCAGGGCAUAAUGCUUGGCUCUCUUAUCAUUUCAUACAAAUAUCAGAACCAUCUCCCUUCAGCAUUAGCCUGCACACUGGAGAAAUCAGGACAUUACAUUACUUUGAGCAAAAGGAUGUAUUGAAAUAUAAGCUGGUUGUUUUGGUGAAAGACAAUGGAGCCCCCUCUCUAUCAGCAACAGUAACCUUAAAUAUAAUUGUGGCAGAUUCUUUCCAACAGGUUGUUCCUAAAUUCACUAAUCACAUUAGUGAUAAAGACCAUCCAUCACGUUUACAAAUGUAUUUAGUAACUGCAUUGGCUGUGAUCUCAUUUUUUUUUAUUUUAAGUGUAAUGUUAACCAUUAUAUCCAGAUGUAAAGAGUCACAAUCCCAUUCAAACUUUGGAUCUCUCAGUACCAAUCUUUAUUCUCAUGUGAAUCCCAGAAUGCUUUCCCAAUAUAACAAUGGAACUUUACCUCUGCCAUACUCAUAUAAUGUGUGUGUGGCUUUGGAAUCAAGUGAAAGUGAUUUUACUUUCAUAAAACCAAAGCAAGAUGUCCCCAUAGACAAUCUUAUUGAUGCUGAUGACUCUGGACUAGGAAAUGAAAACUUGACAGAACCAUUACCUUCUAAUAGUCUUGAGAAGGUGAGUGAUGAUUAUUGGAAUUAAAACAGGAGAGAAUUACAUGUAUUAUGCUUGACAGCAAGGAUUUACAAACUGUUGUUUCUGUGAUUUGUAUGAUAUUUAUAAAUAAAGGUAUGGAUUCAGAGAGUAAUAUAUAAUCAGGGUUCAAAAUAUCCACAUGCCACUAGCCAUUGUCAAUUGACAAUUUAGAAAAUUUAGAUCUGACUAGAAGAAAUUCACAUUGAUGAGUGUGUCAUGUACCGUCCAUACUUGGCAAGUAACAUUUAAGGCAUGGCUGAUAGCAUAGGACUUGACAUUUCAAGCCUUCAUAAUACAUAAGGUAAAGAUGAAGCUUUGAAAGAAGCCUUUUGCUGGUUUAUAUAUAUAUAUAUAUUUAUCUAUAUAUAUAUAUAUCUAUAUAUAUUAAUAUAUAUAUUGAUAUAUAUAUAUAAGCUAUAUAGAGCAUCAAUGUUAUACUUAUGAUGGGUUGACAGAUUAAUAAUUAUUUAUUAUGGAAGUUAAUGUUUUUUGGUACAAAAACUACUCAUUAGUUGGAGAAAGAUUAUUUUAAAAAUGUUGAGACAUUAUUUUGAACAAUCAAUAGAUAAAGUAUUAAAAAUUGAGAAUAUUGUUCAACUAAAAGGACAAAUCUAAAUAAGAUCUGCAUUUUUGUUAACAUUCAUAGUCUAUUAUUGCCAUCCAGAUUUUAAUAGUAUUGCAUGGGUUAUACAAAAAAACAUAUUUUGUUUUGCAGUUAUAGCAGAGGAGCUGGUUUUUGGAUCCCAAUUUUUUGUUGAACCAGUCAAAGAUUGUUUGAAAAAAAUGAAGGGACGGUAAUCAAAGAUUACUUGCUCUAUAGCGAUAACAGUAAACUGCAAUUUUUCUUGUGUCCCUUUAAGAAGAAGUCACCCUCUAUCACUUCAUAAAUCUGACAUUGUAGAAGGGUAGUGAGAACGGUAAAACCUCAGAAAGAAUACAAUAAUUUGGACCCUUGUGUGUCCGCAGCGCUAUAUAAUUAGCCAGGAGAAAUGGUGCCUAUGUGUUUCAUUGCAAAAUGUAUAUAUUUUUCACUAUAAACACUAAAGUAAUAGUCAUAGACAAUUUGUGAACAAGUCAAAUAAUAAGUCUUGUAUCAACAAACAUAGACAGCACUACUGUUCAACCUUUAACACAUAGCUGGUUUUAAACCUUAUAUUCCCCAAUGGACUUAUCGGAUUUGACAGCUGCUGAUCGAUCCAUGGAUCAAUCAUAAAAACAUGACAAUUCACACUUAAGACCACUUAAAACAAAAUUAAAAGGCCCGUAAGGGUUAAUUUGAUCCUCAUAUAAGGAUAAGGAGGUAUAAAACCUCCAGUAUGUCUCCACCCACCAUGCCACACGUGGGGGCAUGUCCACGAAACAGUGUGACGCCUAUGGCUGGUCACUGUAAUUGAAAACUUACAAUUAUGGUACCUGCAUUAUUAGUGAAGCAUAUUAGAAAUUGAAGAUAUUUCUACACUAAUAUCAUCUUUUAUAGCAAAUUAGUAUGGUUUCCACUAUCAGAUUAGCCUCAACGCCAUGCCAGGGGAGUAUAACAUAUUAUAAACACUGAAUUUAAAUGUUAUUUCUAGCUUAUUAGAUUCAAGUAAUUGCUACUUGAAGAGGGCAAUGUUAUUUAAUGUAUGAAAAUUAACUAUUAUGAUUUAACCAAUACUUGGAGAAUGUCUUACCAUAUAUUCCAAGGUAAGUGCAAAAUCUAGGCUAAAAUAGCCAAACUGGAAAAAAAAUCUCCAAUUUAGAUAUUUAUUUUUAAAUAAACUUGGUCUAGAAUGUGCAAUUCCCUUGUGAUUUGCUUGCAAAUUCAGUCAGUUUAUGUUUUAGUGAAUAGAAUGUUUAGUUAUUAACAUAUGUGUUUGUUAUUUGAUAUUUAGAUCAUGUGAUUGUACAUAUGCUUUUUGGAGUUGUUUCUAAGAUGCAUUCGCUGGAGUUAGACACCUACUGUUACACCCUUGGUGCUGGGCUGGCAGCUGACUUGCCAGAUAGCAGUAAAAAAAACACUCCUCCCUCUCACCACCUAUAUACUACAAGCAUUAAGAUGGCAUCACAGGGAUGGGGUUAGAUAGUGUGCAUAAGUGUUACAUGCUUGUAGUAUUAUUUGAUUGGCUGUAGUUUCUAUGCAGUGAAUAUCUGUGAAUCUCAUUGGUCAGGGUAAUGCCUCUGGUCACUGAUUUAAUGUAUUAAGGUCCACGACCUUGUCAGCACAAUAGCUACUUCCAAACUGUAAAGGAAGUUUCAAUGAGUCUUAUCAUCCCAUUAGCUGGGGGAGGGGGUGAAGGAAUGUACUCUAACAUUUCACUGCUAAUAUUACAUUAGCAUUCCAGAGAUUGAUGAAGAUCACUGUAAAUAUUUUUAGUUAGAAAUAUAGGAGUUAACUUUAUGUACUUUAUGUGAGCAUUGUUAUCAAAUGCAAGCCAUUUUUUGCAUUUUGUUGUAAUUUUCACUACCAACUUUUUAAAAAAAAGCUUUUAUUUUUCUGUUAAUGAUAUAUAGUGGUAGACAUUAUCUUAUCUCUGUUUUGCUUUUUAUUUAAAGUAAAGUUCUAUAUGUAAUUACCAGGGAUGCAUUCCUUCGUUAGAAUAUAUAAAUUGUUGCGUUAAUAGAAAGAAGCAUUAUAAAGUGUAUCAUAAAUGAAACUCAUAUGCACAAAUGUACACUCUACUUCUCUCUUGAUUUUUAAUCUUAAUUAUGUUUAGGAUUAAGCAACAGCUAUAUUCUUUGAAUACUAUAGAAGGACUUUAUCUUUCUGACACAUUAUUAAGUGAUAGUAAAUAUGUACUUUAUUGUUAGGUCUUUUCUUAAUUUAUAUUUACAGUAUGUGCUACAUUGCAGCUUUAAAAAUAUAUCUACACUAACAUGUAUACUUUUUGAAUUAAUGCAAAUAUAAAUAGCAAGAUAGUUCACUGUAAUUGAGCAUUUAUGGUAACAGAUUCAAUUCCAUUUCUAAUAGAUAGAUAGAUCGAUAGAUAGAUAGACAGACAGACAGACAGAGACUAAUACGGCUACCUUCUCUACUCUAUAUUGAUAUGUUUGUGUGUUUAUAUAUACUGUAUAUAUACACACACACAUAAUGCAUGUACAUUAAACUUGUAUUAAAUAAAUACAGUAAAAAAAUGUUCUCGGUCGUGCAGUUCUGCAUUUAUACCUCUGAGCGCCGCUGUUUGACCAAUAAGGAGAAGAAUACAGAGCUGGAGAUCCACUGAUAUUUCCAUCAGUAACACACACUGCAGAUCUGCAAGAAGAAACACAGCCAUUUUUGGAUUCUCUCACAAACAGAACACUUUGAUUAAGGUUGGAUUUCCUUAUAUUCCCUUUAAGAAGUGAAGUAAGCAGUGGAUGUUUUCUUUUUAAGUGGAUUACAGAUAACAGGAAAAGAAAAUUAUUCCCAGAGAGAAAAAACAAUAACAAUGGCUGUGAUAAAAACUCAAGAUCCACAAAAACACAAAGGAAUAAAAUGGCAAGUAAUAUUUUCCUUCUUAUUUUCAUGGCUUUGUCAUUCAGUCUCAGGGCAGAUUCAUUAUUCCAUUGAUGAAGAAAUGAGAAAAGACUCUGUUAUAGGAAAUAUUGCAAAAGAUCUUGGAUUAGAUAUUAAACAGCUCUUGUUUAGAAGAUUUCAUAUUGUUUCACGUGUUUCAGAUAAAUAUUUUUCCAUAAAUUUGCAAACUGGAAAUUUACAUGUUAAAGACAGGAUAGAUAGAGAGACACUGUGUGGGGUCAUAGCUCCCUGCAUUCUAACCUUUGAUGCAGUGGUUGAUAAUCCUUUAACUGUUUUCCCUGUCACCAUUGAAAUUCAGGAUAUAAAUGAUAAUUCUCCCAUAUUUUUUCAUGAAACCAUUACCCUGGAAAUUAUUGAAUUUACUUCACCUGGAACACACUUUAUUUUGCAAAAUGCAGGUGAUCCAGAUAUUGGGAUUAAUUCUAUACAGGCAUACAAGCUCAGUGCUAAUGAGCAUUUUACACUGAGUGAAAAGACCAGCACUGAUGGCAGUAAAUUUGUUGAGCUUGUGUUACUGAAAUCUUUAGAUCGGGAGACACAAAACAAUUAUGAAUUAAUUUUAACAGCACUGGAUGGUGGGAAUCCAGUUAGAUCUGGAACUGCUUUAAUAAAGAUUAUGGUUGCAGAUAUUAAUGAUAAUUUUCCUAUAUUUAGUCAAGAGGUUUAUAAAGUUAGCAUAGCUGAAAAUACUCCUGGCAAUGUUUCACUUCUUCAUGUCACUGCAACUGAUCAGGAUGAAGGUUCUAAUGCACAGAUCACAUACUCUUUUAUAAAAACAUCAGGGAAUGCCCUUUCAACUGAAAUCUUCACAAUUAACGCUACUAAUGGAGACAUUAAAACAAAUGGAAAAUUGGAUUUUGAAGCAGUGAAAAAUUAUGAAAUAUCUAUACAAGCAAAAGAUGGUGGUGGGCUUGUAGCCCAUUCCAAAGUCUUAGUAGAAAUAAUAGAUGAAAAUGAUAAUGCUCCAGAGAUAUCCAUCACCUCAUUAAAUUCUCCUAUUCCUGAGGAUUCAACACCAGGGAUGCGGAUAGCAUUGAUUGAAGUUCAUGAUCAAGAUUCAGGAGAAAAUGGAGAAGUUGACUGUCAAAUAAUUGGGAAAGUGCCCUUUCAGUUAAUACAUUUAUCUAGUAAAUAUUACAAAAUUGUUACAAUAAAUGCUAUGGACAGAGAGAAGGAAUCAUAUUACAACAUUACAAUUCUAGCAAAUGAUAGGGGAUUGCCUUCCCUUUCUACUGCAAAAAUGAUUAAGUUGGAUAUAGCAGAUGUUAAUGACAAUCCCCCAGUAUUUAGGAAAUCUUCAUACAUUGCCUAUGUGCCAGAAAACAAUUUACCAGGAGCCUCUAUAUGCAGUAUACAUGCUUCUGAUCAAGACUCUGGAGACAAUGCUAAAAUUAUAUAUUCAAUUUCUAGUAUCAAUAUAGAAGAUAUCCCAGUAUCCUCUUAUUUUUCCAUUAAUAUAGAGACUGGAGUUAUUUAUGCUCAAAGAUCCUUUGAUUAUGAGCAAAACAAAGAGUUUCAUAUCAAAGUGACUGCUAAAGACAAUGGAUCCCCUUCAUUGAGCAACAAUACAACGAUAAUUAUUCUAAUAAUGGAUCAGAAUGAUAAUUCGCCAAUAAUUUUGUACCCAUCACCAGAAAAUGUAGAUUUCACAUCCUUUGAGAUGGUCCCAUUGGUCUCUGAAGAAGGUUCUGUAAUAACUAAGGUGGUUGCAGUAGAUGCUGACUCAGGGCAUAAUGCUUGGCUAUCUUAUCAUUUCAUACAAAUAUUAGAACCAUCUCCUUUCAGCAUUAGUCAACACACAGGAGAAAUAAGGACAGCACAUGUCUUUGAGCAAAAGGAUGUAUUGAAAUAUAGGCUGGUGGUUUUGGUGAAAGACAAUGGAGCCCCCUCUCUGUCAACAACAGUAACCUUAAAUAUAAUUGUUGCAGAUUCUUUCCAACAGGUUGUUCCCAAAUUCACUAAUCAAAUUAGUGAUAAAGAUCAUCCAUGGAGUUUACAAAUGUAUUUAGUAAUUGCAUUGGCUCUGAUUUCAUUUUUGUUUAUUUUAACUGUAAUGUUGACUAUCAUAUCCAGAUGUAAAGAGUCAAAAUCCCAUUCAAACUUUGGAUCUCUCAGUACCAAUCUUUAUUCUCAUGUGGAUCCCAGAUAUAUUUCCCAAUAUAACAAUGGAACUUUACCUUUGCCAUAUUCAUACAAUGUGUGUGUGGCUCUGGAUUCAAGUGAAAGUGAUUUUACUUUCAUAAAACCAAAGCAAGAUGUCCCUGUAGACAAGCUUAUUGAUUCUGAUGAUUCUGGACUAGAAAAGGAAAACUUGACAGAACCAGUACCUUCUAAUAGUAUUGAGAAGGUGAGUGAAAUUUUUUGGAAUUUAAAGUAGAUAUUGUCAAGUAUUCAGCGUUAUAGCAGGGUUUCCCAAAUUGUGGUUUAUGUGGUUCAUACGAUAUUAAUAAAUACAUAUAUGGUUUCAGAGAGUAAUACAUAAUCAGGGUUUAAAAUAUCCAUUGCCAUCAUCCAUUGUUAAGUGAUAUUUUUUGAAAAUUUAGAUCUAUCAGAAAUUCACAUUGAUGAGUGUGCCACGAACCAUCCAUACUUGCAGUGGCAAGUAACAUUUAAGGCAUGGCUAGUAGCAUAGGACUUGUCAUUUUAAACCUUCAUAAUACAUAAGGUACAGAUGAAGACUUGAAAGAACUCUUGUGAAGGUAUAUAUAAAAGGUAUUUAGAGUUAUUAUGUGUUGAUGGAUUACUAAUUAUGUAUGGAAGUUAAUGUUAUAUGGUACAUAACACUACUCAUUACAGGCAAAAAAUAAGUAAAAACUGGGAUGUGAUAUUGUCUUUAGUUUGAGAAAAAUAGUUUUCAACAUGUUUAAACAUUAUUUUAAACAUUCAAUAAAUAAAGUAUUAAAAGUUGAGAAUAUUGUUCUACAUAAAAAAUGAAUGCAAAAAAAGAUCUGUAUUUUUGUUAGCGCUCAUAGUCUAUUAUUGCCAUCCAGAUUUGAACAGUAUUGUAAGGAUGAUGCAGAAGUGAAAAGUCUUUAUUUUAAAGUUGUAGCACAGGAGCCAGGUUUUGGAUCCCUAUUUUUUGUUAAACCAUUGAAAUAUAGUUUGAAUAAAAUAAAGGGAUUGUACUUAAAGAAUGCUCCAUAGUAACAACAAUGAACUGCAAUGCUUAAUGUGUUCCUUUAAGAAGAAGUCACCAUCUGUCACUUCAAAUACCUGACCUUGUAGAAGGAUAAUGAGAACGGUAAAACCUCAGAAAUCAUCCUUUUAUUCAUAUUUUUAGCUAUAAAUGUUGAUUUCUCCAUGUUCAUUUCGUAUCCUGAGACUUUAGAAUAGUUGUUUAUCUCCUUCAAUAGUUCUGAGACUAGUUUUUGGUUCUUCUAAUGUUAGUAAGAUGUCAUCAGCAUAAAUAUUUAAUUUGGUUUGUCCUAGCAGAUUCAUGGAUCCUUUGAUUUUUUUUUGUUUUGUCUUAUAAAAUCGCUAGGGGUUCUAACACCAUUAUAUACAGUAAAUGGGAAAGCAGGCACCCUUGUCUAGUGCCAUUUUUGAUAGUAAAGUUUUGUGAUGUGAAUCCUGAGUCUGUUACCUUAGCUUAUGGAGAGCUGUAGAGAGCAGACAAGGCUUGUGAUAUUGAUCCGGUGAUUCCGAACUGUUUUAAGGUGGCAAACAUAAAACCCCAUCCAACCCUGUCAAAUGCUUUUUCUGUGUCCAUUGACAGAAACAAUAGAGGGGUUCCAUUAUUCUUUGUUUUUUCUAAUAUGUUUAUUAGUUUUCUGAGAUUGUUAUUUGGAGACCUCCUGGGUAUGAACCCGACUUGAUCAUUAUUGAUUAAUUGUGGUAUUACUAUUUUUAAUCUGUCAGCAAGAAUGGAAGAUAGUAUUUUAAUAUCUGUGUUGAUAAAUUAUAUAGAUCUGUAAUUACCAACAUGUUCUAGGUCUUUAUCUGCUUUUGACAUGGGAACAAUGUUCGCUCUCAACAGCUCUCCAGGACAGGCUCCUGUUUCCAUUAUAUAGUUAAAAAUAUUGGUGAGUUCCCCUUUUAGUUGAUCUUUCAUUAAUUCAUAGAAUUUGUUUGUGAAGCCAUCUAGGCCUGGAGCAGUCUUUAUUUUAAGUUUAUCUAUAGAUUUACUAACCUCUACUUCUGUUAUGGGCUGGUUUGUCAGCCUUAUUUGGUCGGGUAGGAUUUUUGGCAUGGACAGAUUUGUAAAAAAUGUCUUAAUCUCUUCUUCCUUACCGAAUGUUUCUUCUGGUAAACUGAAUAGAUUCUGGUAAAAUCUUUUGAACGCUCCAUCUAUUUUUUCUGGGGCCAUUAGAUAGGUUUCUUUAUCAUUUAUUUUAUAUAUUACUCUUUUAUAUUUAUCUUUUUUCAGUUUGUUGGACAUAAUUGUUUCUCGGUUAAUGCUUUUUAAAUACAAUUUAAGCUUGUAAUGCUUCUAAUUAUUUGGUUGCUAUUCAUUAAUUGGUUGUUAAUAUGUUUUUCUGUUUCUGCAAUCUUUCUGUUUGUGUGGAGAGUGUUGUUUUUUUCUGCCUUUUAUAUUCACUUAGUGUUAUAUUUAGUUUAAAGAGAGGCGGUAGUCCUUUUUUAUUUUCAAUGGCUGUCAUUUUUAUCAAAUGGCCUCUAAAUACACUUUUAUAAGCACACCAGACCAUGUUGUCCAGUGUGCUUUUGUUUUUAUUUUCUAAGAAAAAGAGAUUUGUUAUUUUUUUUUAUUUUUUCACAUAUUGUUUUUUUUUUGAGUAAUAAAAAAUCUUUUAUGCGCCACUCUUUAUGAAAAGUAUCAAAGUUAUCAUUUUAUUCCAACAUGAUAGGGCUAUAGUCUGACCGUGCUAUAUCCUUUAUCUCUAUUUUUUUAACAAGAUAUAGCAUGGCCAUGUUUCCCAAGAUAAGAUCUAUUCUGGAGUAUGAGUUAAAUGUUCCAGAAUAACAUGUGUAAUCUAGAUCAGCAGGAUGGAAUGUUCUCCAUAUAGCUUUUAGAUUAUGAUUGUUAAGUAAGUUUUGCAAUCUAUUCUCACGUUUUCCUACUUUUCCUAUCAUUUUGGAUCUUUCUGUCUUUUAGCAGGUCAACUACGCAAUUGAAGUCCCCCAUGAUUAGUACCAACCCUUGUUUAAUUUGUUCUAUUUUUUUAAAAAACACUUUUGUUGUAAAUUUUAUUGUAGCUUUAUUUGAUGCCUAGAUAUUGGCUAAUGUUAAUAGCUUAUUAUUUAUUUCACAUAUUAAAAUAAUGUAUCAGCCUUCUGGAUCUAAUUCUUGAUGUUUAAUGAUUUAAGGAAACAUUUUUUGCAAAGAUAAAUGAGAUGCCUCUUUUUUUUUCUUUUUUCUAAAGCUGCACUUAUAAUAAUGGGGUACCUUGAUGAAUGUAUUGUAUUCUCCUUGGAUCUUAUCCAAUGGGUUUCUUGCAGGGCACAGAUUUGUACCCGAUUUUUCAACAAAAAGUCUACAAUUAUAGACCUUUUACAUGGUGUAUUGAUCCCCUGGGCAUUUAUUGAGAUCAACUUAAAUUGUGGUUUCUUAUCAGGUUUUGGGACUCUCUCUCUCCAAGUGUUACCAUAUAUAUGUAAAAAUACAAAAAUCCCUUCUUUAUGGGUAAUUACACAGAAAUAAGACAGGUUGAUCCAAAACAAUGGCAUCAACCUAAGACAAACCUAAUGUAUGGCCAUACCCCCCGCCAUACAGUAUUUUGAGUAAUAAAACACAUUGCACAGAUACAAGUCCCACGUGUCGUAUGGGGAAAGCGUACUGAGGGUAAUCGAUCUGAGAUGAGCCUGUUAGUAUAAGAAAAGGAAAGGAGAAAAAGAAAACUAGAGUUCAUGGUGUGCAAAAAAGAUAAAGAAGAUCUUAUAAAUCUAAUCCCUUAACACUUUCAUCAUAUUGUUGCAUACAUUAUUAUAUAAGUGUUAUUAACUCACUAUUUACUACUUUUUCUUUGUGCAAAAUGUGUGUUAUUCUUACACUUAUCACUCUUUCCAUUACCCUUUACUUUAUUUUCCUCCUUAUCUAGGUAUGUGCCUUUCUGUGUCUUUAUAACUUCCUUUAAGUACAUAUAGAAGAAGAAGAAUGGAUAAGCUCCUUGAACAAACUAAAACAAACUAAAUAAUUAUAUACACUGCCUAAACCUCACAGAAACCCAAUUUAAACUUUCAAAUGGAUGGUACCUAACACCGAAACGCUUAAAGAAAAUCUUCCCAGAGUUAUCAGAUAGAUGCUGGAAAUUAAGGCAAUUUGAUCCACAUUUGGUGGCAGUGCACACCCAUAAACAAAUUUUGGAAAGAAGUAAUUAAAAUAUUAUAUCAAAUAAUGGAAAUAAAAUUACCUCUUAACCUGAAGUGGUCUUAACUGAACUGGCCAAAUGUGACAAAAAGAACACUAAUGUUAAUAUUACAUCACGACAGCUAAACUACUCUUAGCACGAAACUGAAAAACAGGGAUAAUUCUACGCACCAAUGAACUAAUAAAACAAGUUAUAUGGCAAGCAAGAAUGGAAAGGGGUAUUCUGGUGAACUUAGGAAGUAGAUAUACGCAAAUAGAAGGCUGGGAUACAUGGAUAAACAAAAUGGGAAAAAAAAUAUCAUGCUUCCUUUGCUCUCUGUAGGGAUUUUUCUUUCUUUUUCUUUUUUUUCUUGUUUUUUAUUUUUUUAUUUUUAAUUCUUUAUUUUUUGUGUUUGAGUGAACAUAAGCAUCUCAUAAUGCCACAAUAGCAUAUACAAGAUUGGUGAUGUUACAGCGUUUCACAUUUAUGACAUUUAGGUUUUAGCACAUUUUUAGGUAAAGAGUUAAUCAGGCAAUACAUACACGUCUUACGAUUGUACACAGGAAUUAAAGAAAAGCGCAUAAACAAGUUUGUACUGUGCUUGUAUAGUAUAGGUACAUGAGAAGAGUUAUGCCCUGCAUUACAUCUAGACUUAGGUAUACAUUGAGUAUUAGUGCUGUUGUGCUUUGUCUAGGGGAGCAAAGUAGAGGGCAAAAGGCAUAUCAUGCAUUUUAAAUGAUUGAGCAUAAGUGAGACAACUGCAGCCGAGGAGACUUGUUGUUUCAUGUGUCCGCGUGAGACCCGGCCGGGAGAACUAUAUAAGCGUAGGGCAUAGCUGUGUGUUGCAUCCUAGCGUGUCAGUCCCUAGGUGGCCUGAGGUGAGUAGUUGUUUCUGUUGAAGCUCAGUCCGUGUCACGCUGGUGCCGUUUGGUCAGGUGAUGGGCAUAUGAUGUUGCUGUUCGUUUUUUAUGGGUUCAUAGAACCACUCUGACUCCUACCUCGGCCAGUUGGUUCUCCUGGUUCCUUCCUCUCUUUAGCUGGGCAAAUGGAGCGGUUCUAAUUUGCAGGUGAGUUGAGUUAGGUAUUAUGCGCCGCCGCCAUCUUGGAUUAUAGGCCUUAGGCAUUCAGAACCCGCUAAAUUGCUCUGCAGCCAGCUCAGGUCCAUCACAGUGGGGACCGGGAUGACCCCCCGGUCCAGAGGGGGGAAACGAGACCAGCAAGCCCCCAAUCUUUUAGCGUGUGGCAGUGUGGUAAGGACACAGGGCAGCGCCGUCCACCCCGCUCCCUCCAAAGUAGGCCACAGCCUCUGAAGUCUCGUGCUUCCCGUGGGGGUCCGAAACGCAUGAUCUCGGGUCCGCUACCUCUCCCACAGCUAUGUGUCUAUUUUCAAGCUCCGUUCCGGUAAGAAUAGGUGCCUGCUGUGGCUUAAUGGCCCGGUUCAUCCAGAGCCCCUCCGACAUGCUACUGGUCAGCAUGGUGGCCGGGCCCUGCCCCUCUUUCUUCUGUUUUUUAAUUUACACUUUUCUUCUUUCUGAAUUUAGAUCGCAAUAAUCAACAUAGGUAAAGCGCAUGUUCAGUCACAGUGAAGGGAAGUGCUAGACACGAUGAGGGGAGAAGAAAGGAAAAUAAUACAACCCCAAAACAGGCAGACAAUUAGAAUAAUAAAACAUCAAAACUAUACAGGAUAUAAGAGGUUCUCUCUCUCUCCAAGAACAAAUGAGUAAAGUAAACAGACAAGAACUUACACUAAGAAUUAAUUAAUAGGGAUGGGGGUGUCUGGGUGGGAGGGAUUAGGAAGAUUAAUAGAAUUCCAAGGUAUAUUCAUGAUAUAUUUAUGAUAUUGAUGAUGACAUAGGAUCAAGGCCUGAAUUACAUAAACAUCACCAAAACCUAUAUAAGGCAGGAACAUGAAAAAAAAAUAUUAUUUGGAUCAUGUGAUUGUACAUGUGCUUUACACUGUUGUUUCUAAGAUGCACUAACUAGAGUUACACACCUCCUCUUACACCCUUGGUGCUAGGCUGAUGACUGCCCUGCCAGGUAGCCAGCAAAAAAACCAAAAAACAGUCCUCACUCUCACCACCUAUUUACUGCAAGAAUCUAAAAUGGCAUCACAGGAGUGGGGUUAUAUAGUGUGCACAGGUGUUUUAUGCUGGUAGUGCUGUCUGAUUGGAUGUAGUUAAAUGCAGUGAAUAACUGUGAAUCUCAUUGGUCAGGGUAAUGCCACUGGUCACUGAUCUAAUGCCUCAAGUUUGAUGACCUUGUAUGCACACCACCUACUUCCAAACAGAAAAGGUUUUAAUGGGUCAUGUCAUUAUAUUAGGUGUGGGUAGAGGGGAGUGAAUUAAUAUACUCUAAUAUUUCACAGUAUUACAUUAGCAGUUGUACUGUAAAUAUCUUUAGUUUAGAAAUAUAUGAGUUAACUCUAUGUACUAUAUGUGGGCAGUAUGAUCAAAUGCAGACAUUUUUUUUUGCAUUCUUUUGUCAUUUUCAGUACUAGCUUUUACAUUCUGUUGUCUUUUUCAGUACUAGCUAUUUAUAUAAAGCCUUUAUUUAUUUAUCAUGUAAAGGCCCACAUCUCUGGGUCAUGGACUCAGAGAUUCUCGUGUAUGGGAGAGCAGAAGGAUCCAAUGGUCACUUCCGCUCGUGUGUAGGUAAUGCGCCGGGGGUACACCCCUAGAUGCCUACAGCCCAGGCUAUUAAUGGUGAGAAUGGUGAGAUGUUCAAAAGCUCUCUCCUUGCAUGCCCCCUGCUCCCUUGGUCACCUGCCAAAGAGGGACCUGAUGUCACUGCCAUAUGUGCUUCCACCACAAUCCAGAAACGUUUGAAAAUUUCUUACAUGUUCAUGAGGAAUUGCUCAAUUCUACCAGGGGGAGUCACCUGUGCUAGCUUUAUACCAUCCUCAUUUGAAACUAGGUUGUCCACCAUGCUUGAGAGCAUGACUGUAGUUAGACACUAGCUAAAAGGCAGCUGUAACUAGGCCCUGCUUGUCAUGGUUAAAUGGUAUAGAUGGGUGAGACAAAUUACAAUGUCAGCACUGAGUAGAAGGUAAGUACGUAUAAGACAGCCUGAAACAGUUCUAUCCCUCACUGGAAUAUCCCUCAUCUGGGGGGGUAAGAGUGUAGCAUCUCUGUAUCAGGAACUAAGGAGCGGGAAGAUCGUCCGCUUCUCCCCUGCUCCAUCCGCCACUGGCCGCAACAAUAACCAAUGUAAUCCACUUUAGUGGGUGGAACAGCUCCAUGGUCAGAAAUAGCACCCCAAAUUCACCCAAGAAGCCAAGAGCUCAUGCGAUGCACUCCUGGUCUGCCUCAAGUUUAAGCUCUGUCCGCAAAGCCUUUAUUUUUCUGUUCAUGUUAUAUAAUGGUAGCUAUUAUCUUCUCUGUGUUUUGCUUUUUACUAAAAUAACCUUUAUUGUAUAUAUAAUUACCGGGGCUGCAUUUCUUCAUUAAAAUAUAUAAAUUGUAGCGUUAAUAAGAAAGAGAAGCAUGAGAAAGCGUAUCAUAAAUUAAACUCAUAUUCACAAAUGUGCUCAUAAAAUAACACUCUUGAUGUUUACCAUUAAUUAUGUUUAGGAUUAACUAAUUUAACUAUAAUCUUUGGAAUACUAUAGAAGGACUUUAUGUUUCUGACACAGUUGAGUGAUAGUAAGCAUUUUGGUUAGGCUUCUUUGUAAUUUAUGUUUACAGUAUGUACAUUGCUGCUUUAAAAAUAAACAUAUUACAUAUAUUAAUUUAAAACAUUAAUGGCAGAAAUAAAUUAAAAUCAAACGCGUUAAACUUGUAUUAAAUAAAUACAGUAAAACAAACUUCUCAGCCAUGCAGUUCUCCAUUUAUACCUCUGAGCGCCGCUGUUUGACCAAUAAGGAGAAGAAUACAAAGCUGGAGAUCCACUGAUAUUUCCAUCACUAACACACACUGCAGAUCUGCAAGAAGAAACACAGCCAUUUUUGGAUUCUCUCACAUAGUGAGCACUUUAUAUAAGGUUAUAUUUAAUUAUAUUCCCUUGAGGAAGUGAAGACAGCAGUAGAUGUUUUCUUUUUAAGUGGAUUACAGAUAACUGGAAAUCUAAAAGAAAAUUAUUCCCAGAGAUUAAAACCAAUAGAAAUGGCUGUGAUGAAACCUCAGGAUUCACAAAAACACAAAGGAAUGAAAUGGCAAGUAAUAUUUUCCUUCUUAUUUUCUUGGCUUUGUCAUACAGUAUCUGCCCAGCUUCAUUAUUCCAUUGCUGAAGAAAUUAGAAAAGACUCUGUUAUAGCGAAUAUUGCAAAAGACCUUGGAUUAGAUAUUAAGCAGCUCUCAUUUAGAAAAUUUCAUAUUGUUUCACGUGUUUCAGAGAAAUAUUUUUCUAUAAAUUUGCAAACUGGAAAUUUACAUGUUAAAGACAGGAUAGAUAGAGAGACACUGUGUGGGGUCAUAGCUCCCUGCAUUCUAACCUUUGAUGCAGUGGUUGAUAAUCCUUUAACUGUUUUCCCUGUCACCAUUGAAAUUCAGGAUAUAAAUGAUAAUUCUCCGGUAUAUUUCCAUGACAUCAUUACCUUAGAAAUUAUUGAAUUUACUUCACCAGGAACACAUUUUAUUUUACAAAAUGCAGAGGAUCCAGAUAUUGGUAUUAAUUCUGUACAAACAUAUAAGCUCAGUGAUAAUCAGCAUUUUACACUGAGUGAAAAAUCCAGAACUGAUGGCAGUAAAUUUCCAAAAAUUGUUUUAGAGAAAUCUUUAGAUCGAGAGACACAAAAUAUUCAUGAAUUAAUUUUAACAGCACUAGAUGGCGGAAAUCCCUUAAGAUCAGGCACUGCUCAUAUCAAAAUUAUUAUUAAUGAUGCAAAUGAUAAUUUUCCAAUAUUUACUGAAGAAAUCUAUAAAGUGAGUGUAAGUGAAAAUGUACCAAUUAACUUUAUGCUGCUUCAAGUUACUGCAACUGAUCAAGAUGAAGGUUCCAAUGCACAGCUCACAUAUUCACUUGGAAAAACAUCAGGGAAUGUACUUACAGCUGGGAUGUUUAAAAUGAAUGCUACAAAUGGAGAAAUAACAACAAAUCAAAAAUUAGAUUUUGAAGUUGCAAGAUAUUAUGAAAUGUCUAUACAAGCAAAGGAUGGUGGUGGGCUUGUGGCCCAUUCCAAUGUUUUAAUAGAAAUCAUAGAUGAAAAUGAUAAUGCUCCAGAGAUAUCAAUUACCUCAUUAACAUCUCCUAUUCCUGAGGAUUCAGCUCCAGGGACACGGAUAGCAUUGAUUGAAGUUCAUGAUCAAGAUUCAGGAGAAAAUGGAAAUGUUGACUGUCAAAUCAUUGGCAAUGCAAAUGCUCCCUUUCAGUUAAUAUUGUCAUCAAGUAAAUAUUACAAAAUUGUUACAACAAAUACAAUGGAUAGAGAGAAAGUAUCAUGCUAUAAUAUUACAAUUUUAGCAACUGAUAGAGGAUCUCCUCCUCUUUCUAUUACGCAAGAAAUCAGGUUGGAUAUAUCGGAUGUUAAUGACAAUCCUCCAUUAUUUACAAACACUGCACAUGUUGCAUAUGUUCCAGAAAACAAUUUACCGGGAUCCUCAAUAUACAGCAUACAGGCUUCUGAUUUAGAUUCUGGAGAGAAUGCUAAGAUUAUUUAUUCAAUUUUAAGUAUAAACACAGAAGAUAUACCCGUAUCAUCUUAUCUUUCCAUUAAUAUAGAAACUGGAGUUCUCUACGCUCAGAGAUCCUUUGAUUAUGAGCAGCACAAAGAGUUUCAACUACAAGUAACUGCGAAAGAUAAUGGAUCACCAUCUUUGAGUAGCAACACAACUUUACUUAUCCGCAUCAUAGAUCAGAACGAUAAUGCACCUAGAAUUUUGUACCCUUCUCCAGGAAGUAUUGAUUCAGCUUCCUUUGAGAUGGUCCCUUUUGCAUCCAAAGAAGGUACGCUAAUAACUAAGGUUGUUGCGGUGGAUGCUGACUCAGGACAUAAUGCUUGGCUCUCUUAUCAUUUCAUGCAAGUGUCAGAACCAUCUCCCUUCAGCAUUAGUCAGCACACAGGUGAAAUACGGACAGUGCGUGUGUUUGAACAAAAAGAUGUUUUGAAAUAUAAGGUUAUAGUUUUGGUGAAAGACAAUGGAGUCCCCUCUCUAUCAGCAACUGUAACCUUAAGUUUUAUUUUUGCAGAUUCCAUCCAACAAGUGGUUCCCAAAUUCACUAAUCAAUUAAGUGACGAGGAUUCCUCAACCAGUUUACAAAUGUAUUUGGUAAUUGCAUUGGCUCUAAUUUCAUUUUUGUUUAUUAUAAGUGUGAUGAUGGUUAUCAUAUCCAAAUGUAAAGAGUCAAAAUCUUCCCCAGCCUUUGGAUCUUUUAGUACUAAUCUGUAUUCUCAAGUGGAUCCCAAAAUGAUGUCCCAGUAUAACAAUGGAACCUUGCCUUUUCCAUACCCAUACAAUGUGUGUGUGGCUUUGGAUUCAAGUGAAAGUGAUUUUACAUUCAUCAAGCCAAAGCAAGAUGUUCCCACAGACAACCUUAUUGAUGCUAAUGACUCUGGACUUGGAAAUGAAGACCUGAAAGAAACAUCUUCGAACGGCUUUGUAAAGGUAGGUACUAGAUAAUACAGCAGUAGAGUUUGAUAUUUAAAAAUAUAUAUAAAAAUAUGUGUGAGUUCUAUAGAAGAGUACUUAGUACACUUAGUACACCAACUUAGGCCUAAUUAAUUAUCUACAUAAGUCACCAUUAAGGGCUUUGGGAUUUUUCUAUAUAAAUUAAGUUUUUCUAACAGUAGCGAAUCAUUCGGACAGCCUUUUAAAUUGAGGCCUUAAUGGGAUACUUCUCAUAUGUUUAAUAACUAUUUUUUUAAAAUUCUAACAUGAUAAGAAUAAACUGUGAUAUUAGUGUAAAUUGGUUGGUAAAAAUUGGUAUUCUCAUAGUACUUGGUCUCCAAGUAAUGUUUUUAGUGAUAUAAUUAGAUAAACAAAUACGUCAAGUACCACAAAUAACGCGAGGCCGCUGAGCUGCACAGUACACGUCCCUCAAUAUGGUGGUUGAAAAGGUGGUACCACAGGGGUUGGAGCUCAACUCUCUCAAACACGGAGGGAGGCCUUUCGCGCAGCAUUAGAUAAAAUCUGCAUUGUAUUCUAGGCCCAUAUUUUUCUUGCCUCUGCAACUGCUACAACCGACCCUCGUGGCAACAUGGAUGACUCCUCAGAAAGGGCCUUACCCCUGACAUGA
This is a messenger RNA of Pelobates cultripes (western spadefoot toad), 60316 nucleotides long. The record is from the annotation of a GenBank genome assembly. NCBI's taxonomy places the organism in Eukaryota, Metazoa, Chordata, Amphibia, Anura, Pelobatidae.